AUGGAUGAUUGCCCUGAACAAGAAGGCCCUGGGGUAACCCGUACAAAAAGGUAAGCUUCGUUGUAUUAUGUUAGCCUUGCACUUAACAUCACAAUGUUUGGAGGUUGAAGUUAGUUUGUGAUUCAUUGCAAUGAAGACGAGUCAACAGAUGUGUUUGUUAGACAAGGCUUUGAGCCCGCAAUGGAUUCACGCAGGACUUGCUACCAUUUCACUUUGCAUUUCGAUCACUGGAGAUAUUUACAUCCUGUAUAGCGCCAUUGUGCAUGUAAUAAGGUGAGUUACUGAAGGACCAUUUCGGCGAGUUUUAAAGAGAAAAGGUAAAUUUAUGGUGCCGAGUACUGCUUACGCUUAUGUUUACCAGCUCAUACAUAACAAAGAGAGUCUACAUUACAGAACGUGGAAUAAUAUGUGCAACUUUUCAUAACUAAUUAUUGUAAUCAGUAUUAUUAACGUCCUUCCUUUAAAGAAUGUUAUCUGUUGGGAGAAUUCAUUUCCUAUCUGCCUGGUUUCUGGUAACAAGAAUGUGCUGACAUGGCAGCAUCACAUUUCAUAUGUCUUUAAUAAAAAAAGGCUAUUGUUACUCAUUGCAGUGAAAUGCAAUAAUAAUAGUAAUGAUAAUAGUAAUAAUAAUAAUGAUAGUAUUGUUGUUCUCAUGAAUUGUGAUUUAAGUAGCUAUAAUUAUUAUUAUGUUGUCUUCUUGCCAAUCUUAUUCAUCAGGGUAACUGGUGAAAUUACCUGAAAGUCAUCUUGUCCAAAGAAAUGUUGCCUGAAACCAGAGUUAUGUUGCCUGAAAUUUGUUUAUAACUCCCAAUUCAGGAUUUUGGGCAACAUGUAUAUUUUUUAUGUUACCGAAAUCCUGAAUUAUGUUGGCUGAAAUUUUUCUCAGAGAAAAAUUCACAGAGAAAUAGAGUGGAAUAAAGCAGUGUAAGCCACGAUGAGACAAAACAAGCGCCAUUUUAAGCCAAGAUGUGAUGAAACAAGGGUGAUAAAAUAUGCAGUGUAUCUUGUUCUUUAAGCCUUUUGUGUAAAUUAUAAGUGUAAAUGUUCUAAAAGGUUUGGGAUGACUCUAUAUCUUUCUAAGACAAAAGAAAGCGAUGGGAGGAAUGUACUCCAUUUCAUAAAACACAGAAUUUUCCACCAUUUGAUCCCAAGAAAGAUGAAUAAAGUUUACUUACUGUUUGCUUUUAGCAUUGUCUAUUGCAUUUUGUUUGUGGCACUUUGAGUCUUCUUGAAGUUAGUGUCACUGGCAACCUUCAUGUAGAUAAGAAAACCAUAAGACAUGCAGUUUCUGUGACACCAUCAGCUGAAUACUUGCUGAUUUCCAGUUUUCUCACACUUCCUUGCAUCCGUUGCUAUCCCUCCUCGGGAAAGUGAAAGCCAGACAGUUUGUGAAGUUCCGUGCCGAAAAUCACAGAAUUUGCAAGGCUCUUAAGUUACUUAAAAAAUUUUUUUCUUAAGCUGCGUAGCAAGUGUUUCCGAUAGAGUUAAUGCGUGAAAGUUGGAGGAAGAGCAAAAAAUGGAAGAAGUUGGGGUUUGAGGGCAAGCUUUUCCUUAAUUUUUACCACUCCCCUUCAUUCCUCUUUUUGCUUUCUCAAUUUUCUUGACCAACUCACGUGGAAACGCUUGUCAUGCUCAAGGAUUGACUUAAAAAUAGAAAAAUAUUGCUCAUUUUUUUUCUCUCAGAAGCAAGCUUCAAGGUAAAAGAAAGGGGUCAUCUAAUCAAAGUUCUUCCAACGAGGUGGAAAACAAAAGGUACAUUUAGAGUCAUAAGUUUUCUUUUACCAUUUCACGAUGCACACUCUCAAUCAACAAAUCAGGUUAGGGGUUGGUGAAUUGAAUUGAAUCUAAAGGAUGGUUGAGGGUUACACAGAGCAGCAAAUGAGUGAGUGAAAACCACCAAACCCCAUCUUCCAACAUCCUGGGAUUAUCAAAAUGGAAUGUGAAUAUGGGAACUCUCAAGAACUUUUAAGAAAAAUGUCUGGUUUUCUAAGUUCCAGGGACCGUACAUAUAAGCUGUUAAUAAAAAUAUUGAAUAUUGCCUUGUGUUACAUAUAUGUAGAUCCAAACCCAGUCUACCUGGGCGGUCAUCUUCAACAACUCCCAAGCGUCAGUCAAGUGUAAACUGCUCAUACAAGUAAGUGACAGUCAAUACUACUGCUACUUUUUUUUUUAGAAUUUUCUUCGAAAAGAAUUUACCUGGUAACAAGAACCCUGUUUGCCAUUAUGGCCUCAUGGACUGAUGUUCAGUCUGUAUUUCUCAAUUCUGCUCCAUGUUUAGAGAGUUAUCUGUCACACUAUGCCCUAAUUUCCACCUUUCUGUUUGGGCUGAACGUCAGAUGUCAACUGGUACAUGUAUGACUCGCAAUGAAUCUUAUGCCCAGAGAUUUAACUACAAGAGCUUCAUGAGUAAAAUAAUUUUGAUGUAAAAACACAAUGCCCUUACUACGUGUUUUAAUAGUAGUUACAGUACCCCUCACAAGUAUGUCACAGUUGAGUCUUGUUUUCUGCAGUAUAAGAAUUGCUUCAUGCAAGGAUCAGUGAAGCUACAUAUUUUGGCAUAAUUAUCAACAAUCUGUCCUGCCCAAAACCAAUCAAUUUCUGCAUUAUUGUUGGCUUCUUUUGGGGAAAUUUUCUUUGAAGUUCUCAUCACCACAGCAUUUCAGCAUACAUGUGAUUGCCUAGUUUUUCAAACUUUCAUUACUGUUACAGUUUAACUAACCGCUGACAUAAGUGACGCUAAUCUUAUUUCUUUACUGAUUUAGUUUAAGGUCUCGCAGUUCUUCUGUGAGCCCUCGGACCAGCACCAGUGAUUGUGGAAUCCACAGGUAACAUUCACUUCUUUUGAUUUUAACAAUCAAAUAGUAAAAUUAUGGUGAAGGUUUUCGUCACUCAACUUUACUUGAGUGGUAUCGUUGACAGGCUAGUGGUGGUGGAGGAAAGUGCUAGGCUACACUGCUAGGCUGUCAACGAGGUUAAAAGGAAGAGCACUUAGACAAUAAGUUAGAACAAGUUAUAGCUAUCUCUAAGCGCCAAUGAGCAACAAUUUUACCUAAACGCCCACGCUGUUUAAUUUGUUUAAAAAUGUCAUUAAUUACCGUAACAAUAAAAAAUUGCUUCGGGCAAAUGCGACAGAUACCCGAGUAUUCUCUGUUCUACAUUACGUCAUGAAAGUUACCACACACUACCUUAUGUUAUGUCACUUCGAGAUUCAUUCUGCCUUGGAACUUUUGCGCACGUCUUUAUUAGGCUGUCGCCUUGCAGCCUCGCAUCUUCACAAGGCUGCUUGUUGGCAAUAACUACAUUUGUAUGCAAGCACUCCAUGAUCAUUUUUGUUUCCUCCCCUUUCAGUGUCCAACAAGUCGUCCAGGAGAAGCAGACUUUAAGCAGCAAGCCUGUUAUUGGGUCAUCAUCUUCAUUAACUGUUGGCAAGCCUGAGCAAACUCAGUCCUUGUCAUCAUCUGCAGGCCAUUCAGCACUUUCCACACCUUCAUUUACUUAUUCAAACAGUUCUGCAGCCAUUGGUAACUCACCAUCAAGCUCCAAGUCUUCCUCCCGUGGAAGACGUGCCACGUCAUCAUCAUCUCUGUCUGAUAAGACCACAGAAACAAGCCAAUCCUCAUCCUGUUCUUCUCGUCCACAAUCACGAAGUUGGAGAAGAAGUGACCCGCCUGAGCCAGGCAUAGGCUUAAGGCGGUCACAGAGGCUUAAAGAGACAACGGGAUCCUGUGCUAGUAACAGGUAUGAAACUUUUGUGUGAAAUCCAAGCUGCAAAACAUUUUCUAUCCCUACCCUCCACCCUCAAACCAUAUGGAGCCAAGGAACUUCAUCCUCACACUGCAUGACUUUGCCUUGGUAAUGGUAACAGAAAGCAAAAUUAGUCAGACUGAUUGAACACUAAUAUUAUUGAUUGGUUUUAAAAAACAAACUUUUGCUAUUAAAAGAAAGUUCCAUAAACAACUAAGCUUAUACCCUGUUGCAGUCAACCUAAAUAGCUACCUGUAUGUUCAGAUGGAAGAUUCUUCUUAGUUUCAGUCUCACAGAUCAAUCAAAUUAACUUAAUCCUCAUUGUUACAAACAAGCUUUUUACUCUGGCUUAAUAUGCACAUUAUGUACACUUAUAAACUCUAUUUUGUUUUUUAGUCGGCGUGGGCCACAGGGGAAAAAGCAGUCGUGGACACGCCGGCAGGCUUCCAACAUGUCAGUAGACAAGUAUGUACUAUAUUAUUUAAAAUGAAAACCAAUUCAUUCAGCCAAGGACAAAAAAUACUGAAUACCCUAUUAGCUAGUUAAUUCUAUUUAAUUACAUGUAAAUCAAAGGUCUCCCUUUAUUUUUUCCCCUCUUUUUUUCCAUGACAGAGCACAUGUAACAUAGUUUUCAUAAUUGUCUUGAUCACAAUUAUUUUAAUUCUGACUUCUCAGGCUGACUCAUCCCCAGUCGUCUCUCAUUAUUAGUAUUUGGCGUGGAAUACUAGAAUGAAGAACGAACUAGAACAAAGGGGAUGACGGGAAAGAAGAAGGGAUGACCAAGGGGAUGACGGGAAGGAAGAAGCCUUCCCAUCUUCCCAGUGCGCAUAACCCAAGCACUUCCCUAGUAAAUAAUUAAUGAGUAGAGACAACUGGGGACAAGUCAGUUUCUCAAGUGUUUACAGUGACUAUAAGCAAUGUGCUUUUGAGAGGUGGGGCAGUAUGGUGGGUUACAUUAAUUUUUGUUCAUGGCACUGGAGUUUUAAUGUGAUGCUUGACUUUUAAGCCCAGCCUGGGUCCAGACGCUGGAUAUACAAUAAUGGCUAUCAUGUUGCAAUAUUUAUCCCACUUAAACUCUUUGUUUUUAAUGGCAGACAUUGGUGGUUGCAUCUGACUUAAGGCUGUUUUUUAAGUGACAGAGAACUUUUGGAAUCAGAGUUGUUAACAGAAGCAUUUAGUAUUAUUAUCAAGGGAAAAAAAGCAUUUUUUUUCACUUGUAACUUUGUGGCUUACAGUCCAGUGAAAACUAGUCAAGAUUAUUGAGGUCAUGAGUAGAAGCAGAAGAGCUAAACCAACCACAAUGUGUAGUUGAAGGGCAUUCUGAUUGGUAUAUUUUUCUGCUUCCGCUUUCCACUCCAGUAAUCCAGUUUUCAUAAAACUGUAAACAAAAGACUGAGUCACAUGUGGAGAGGGAAAAAAAGCAGAAACGUUCUGAUUCUUGCAACUCUGCUUCUGUUGAGCCUAUGACUGGGUUCACCACUCUUGUUUUUUUUAUUUUCACUGGGUCUUAAGCACUAUUUUGACGCCAAUUAUUACCAUUUGAGCCAUAAUAGUAACAUUCACCCUGUAUGCUGUAAUUACGUGUAUGUCAAAAUGUGCAAGCUUAAGUUAUAACUUUAAAAAACUAAUAUCAUUUUUCUAUAUUUCUUUAGUGAACCUCAAGAUCCUGGGUCUUCAGAUGCAGGUAUGAACUGUAUAUUGCACUCUCACAGUAACUUGUAUGUGUACAUCAUUGUCCUGUAUAGAGUAUAAUAGAGGUUCUCAAUGAUUAAACAGGUUUUCUCUUGGAGGGGAAUGAAGACCCCCAUUAUCAGUGUUAGAAAAUAUCAAGCAUAUACCCUCUAAAGAUACGCUUUCCAAAAAUAAGCCCACUAAAUUACAGUACUUAAUGCUACACUAAUUUAGAGACUGUGAGUAGCCAGAUGGUUUUAUCUUUGAUUUCAUAUACUACAGCCCUGUAAAAAAAAGUGGCUUGUUGCGUAAAGAGUUAUUUUUUUCAAGAAAAUGACUGUGUUAUUUAUUGACCACUGUUUUUACUUUUUGCAGCUCGUGGCAGUGUUGAAGACUCUGCAGCUCCAUCCUCCAGUGGUAUAUUUUUACAUAUCAAUUUUUGUAACUAUAAAUCUUUUAUUUCAGAAAAUAUUCAUCCCCCCCCCCCUCCUCAAGAGGGAUUUUUUUUUGUUUGAACCUGCCUCCCAUCUCCAAGCUCCAGUUUUUCUUCAGACUUUCCUUUAAAAAAUUCCCUGUCCUUAUUUUCUGGAAACACACAAUUUUAUUUGCAUUGCUUUCUGAAAUUGGGGGUGGUAAAAUUAUAUUCAAAAGUUACAGACUAUUGAAACUUUUUAACUAUUGAAUAUAUAAAAAAUAACAAAUUUUCCUUUAAGUAGAUGCCAUUACUUCUUUUCGUUUGACUUGACCAAAUAAACAUGUUAUAGUGUUCUUUGGAUUUUCAAAUGGUGGCUCAGAAACCAUGAUCACUUUUUUGCAUAGCCAGUGGCUGUAGCAUGUACAUGUAACAGGUUACUUUAACUUACUACUGCAGGAGAGGCUUCCAGAAAUGAGAUGGAGGGAUCUGGCAGCCUUGAAGACUUGGAAUUAAAAGAUGGAGAAUUGUCAAGACUGCAAGGUCAGACAUUUUGAUAGUGAUUGUAAAGUUAUUUGUUAAUAUAUAGUAGCAAAGAAUAUGCAUAAAGUGCAAAUUCACUGGAGAAUACAAAUUCCAUUGAGAAAUACAGGCAUGUCGUGACCCCAAAAGAAUUAUUUUCGGAGAGCAGCACAUUCCAAACAUUACAAGGGAGGUACAUGAUAUGUACACAACAGGGAAGUAGAUAAGUGGUGGCUGACAGCAACAUGCAAAGAAAUUUGUGUUUGAUAUCCCAGGGUAGUGGAUUUUGCUAUCGGGCUAGUGAUUUUUGUCCUUAACUUUCCUGAUGGGGAAGUGCUGUUUUUUGGGGAAAUUCAAAUUACAGAUGGAUUGUAAUCAAUCCUGCUAAUCAAAAAACGUUUGGGGGCUAGUUGAAAUGACUUGUGUGCUAGUACAUGCUAGCUACAGCUUGCCCAAAUGGCAGGCUGUAAAACUGACUUUCUUUGCACCCUGUGACAGCAAAUAUAAGCUUAUUAAUUUCACUGCAAAUCAAAGACAUGGGGUUUUCAUGGUGCACAGUUAAGUAUAACUAGUCUAACAGAAUAGCCUGCUUAGCUCUUACUGACACUUAAGCUUUAUUCCCGGAUUUAAAGUGUCUCUUCCUAUUGGUGAAUAUAUAAUGCAGGCACACCUUUUUCCUGGUCACAUACAGAGCAGACAGUAAAUUUCCUACCAUUCCUUUCUGCCACCAUGCAAGAAGUUAUUUUAAGGGCAUUUCCUGCAAAGCAAGUUCUCUUCAUGUAUUUGUCCUUUUUGUUUUAUUGUAGCCCUUUUGGAGGCACGUGGUGUACCAUCUCAUCUGAUUGGCUCACUUGGACCACGAAUGCAUCAGCUCUUGCAUCGAACUAUCAGCUCUGGUUCAGGUAAACAUGUCAAUGGUACAGCAGAUUCAGUGUCUUAGUUUGUAUAUUAUGAAUUAUGAAUUAUUUUUUAAAUUAUUUUUCCGACAGCCUGUGUGCUCAAGGCUGUGCUCGAAGAAAAAUAAUUGCCCAGUGCUUUGAACCUGUGAAAUCCACGUUGUUCAGCAUAUAUUUUUUUCUGAAAUCAAAUCUAACAAUUCCUAGUCACCCAAGAGCAAAAGUGAGGCACCUGGGGCCACUGGUCAUUGCUGGAGCAUAGCCCUAAACUGUAAAUUAAAAACUGAGUAGUAACUAUGUUUAUUUAAAUCAAUCAUCUUGCCCAACAUCUAGGUGGUAAAGUUCAACAGAUGUUGACAGGGAUCCAGUCAUCAGAUGAGGGACAACAGCUCCAGUCUGUUAUUGAAAUGUGCCAGGUAAUGACUGAGGCAGGAAAUACUCCAGAUUACUCUUCUGUCUGUAAUUUAAUGCAAAAAAUAAUUGUAAGUCUAGGCCAAACUAAAUUGUGUUCUUCAUAUACAGGCUUUACAUACUUGUCUUAGCUUAAAAUGACAUGCACUUACUUUAUUCAGUGCCAAAUCUGUCUGUUAGUCUAAGGAGACUUUCCAAAAGUCAGAACUGGCCGACUGAACCAUGGCCGGAUGAGCUAUUUUGAAAAUGAACUGGCUUUUUCCAAGAGCUUUUUCUAUCUCGUGCAUACUAGUUAGGUUUUGACUGAUCUGGCUGGAUAGUUUUGAUUAAAAGUAAAAUUCUCAUUACGACGGGAAUGUUGUGGCCGGUCAGUUCUGACAAAUGGAAAGUGCCCUAUGUGUAUGCAAGUGGAUAAUAAUAAUUUUCCAUUUGCACAUCUCCCAUAAUACACCUUAUUCAACCCCCAAAAUUGUGAAUAACCUUUGUUGUUGAUUUCUCUAGGGAAUUACAGUCAUCCCAAGAGAAAUUGAGACAAUAGUGGGCGGGGAAGGCGGGGGGAGCAAACAAGGUGUAUUAUGGGAGAUGUGCAAAUGGCAAAUAAAUUGUAUUUUUUUCUGUUUAUUUAAGUGUUCUUUAUGUACACCCAUAAAUGUAUCGUGUUUUUCCUCUCCACUAUUAUCAUUUAGAAGCUCCCGUUUAUAGAGGUUUUGUCAAUUUGUGUCUUAAUUUGCUCUUUGUUAUAGUUUCUAGUUAUGGGGAAUGAAGAGAGCCUUGUUGGUUUUCCUGUGAAGCAAGUUGUGCCUGCACUAGUGAGUAGUCUCUCUCUAUCAACAAAUGAAUGUCCACACUGUAGGCUGGUUUAAGGCUGAUAUAGAGGAUGCUGUACACUCUCCUUUUUGUUCCUUUGUAAAAGAUCUUGAGGAUAGUAAAGUUAGCUUUCAUUAAUACUAUUACUGAAGGAAAGCCUAUCACAUACAACAAGCAGGCAACCAAUUGAACAAAAUCUUUGCUGGAAUGCAGGCACAAGCAAUGAAAAACUGUUGUAAAAACAUGACAACUAAAAGUGGAAAUAAGUUUAUGCUCUGCACACUUAUUUUCGAUGUUGUGAUGCAUUAACUGUCUUUGUUGCAUUUGUUUUCAUCAGAUUAACCUGCUUUCAAUGGAGCACAAUUUUGACAUUGUAAGUAUAUGAAUUUCCCACCACACACUUUCACAUUUGGCUACAUUGUAUGUUUUUAAAUGUGUAGCUUUGGGUGUCCUUACUCUGUCAGUGUCUCCUGUACAUUUGUUGACUUUGUUGACUUUGCAGAUGAACCAUGGCUGUCGAGCAUUGACAUACCUGAUGGAGGCUCUCCCGAGAUCAACAGCUGUAGUAGUGGAAGCAGUGCCUGUGUUUAUAGAGAAGGUAUGACCUCAGAAGCCAUGAAUGGGUAAUUAACCCUUUAAACCCUAACAUAAAAAUGCAAAUUCUCAUUUGUUAUCCCUAUACGUUUUCAAUAGAAGUAGUGGGGAGAAUUUGUUGAAGCAUCAAUUAGAUUAAUUUUGUGUGAUCAUGUCCUCAAUUCUCAUGACCACUCUGUUUUAUAAAGCAGUGAUAUUACAAGGAGAAACUUGAAGCUGAUCACUCUAAGGGCUUAAAGGGUUAACAAGGCAAAUGGCUCAGCAUGUAGAGGGAGGCUGCUAAGCACAAAAGAAGUGUAAGAGUCGCUGACUGCAACUCUAGCUUCUCAAGUGCUUAGCAAUCCUCCCAAGUGCAACUAUAACUCAAUAGUACGCGCUGAGCUGUUUACCAUUUGUUUUAUAAGAUAACCAAAAGAGAACAACUUUUAAUUUUGCUCACGGAUAGGAGGGAAUGACGUGAGUGCUGUAAUCUGCUUGCUCUAUGGUGUGUGCAAAUCAUUCCUUGCAAAUUCUUUUGUUACAAGAAAAAUCUUUUUUUUGUUAAUAACUAGUUCACCAUCUUUUAGUGCACUUGCUUUCAUCACCAUUCACCCAUGGGCAAACAGUUAAUGGGUAAUUGAAGAAUCAGAGCAUGCUCUUUACGUUUGUUAUGUUAUAAAAGGUUUUGAUGAACUGGUUGGAUUUUAGGAGCAAAAUUAUCAGUUGCCAUGUUGAGGUGGCCAUUGUUGUUGUCUCUUUUUUUUUCUUAUUACUACAUGUACAAGGAUUGGUUUUUUUCUAGAUUCUCUUGUUAUUUUUGCUAUUUUAAAACCAACAAUGUACGAAUUUCAUAAUAAUUUUACAUCAUUAUGGCUUACCUUGUUGUAAUUUCUGUACUCCCUUUGGGCCCAGUUUUUCAAAGGCUGAUUAGCGCUAACCCAGGGUUUAAUUUCUACCCGGGUUUCUUUUUCUGUUCAUCAAAAGCAUUUUCUCCAAUUAAUUUCUCUAAUAUUUUUGGAGUAUCCAAUCAUCAAAUUGUAGACAAAAAAAAACUGAAGUGAAUUUGCUUUUUAAGCUUUCAUAUCUGAAUUCAAAUUUUGCACUUACCCAGGGUUAUCUUAACCCAGCUUUAAACAACCCAGCCUGGUCUAUAGCCUUUUUUUGCCUUUAAGAAGUAAACAAACUGAGAUUAUAAUCUUACUUUUAUUUUAUGAAGCUUCAAGUCAUCCAGUGCAUGGAUGUAGCAGAACAAGCACUGACUGCAUUAGCAAUGCUGUCCAGGAGACAUGGAAAGGCAAUUUUACAAGCAGUAAGUAUUUACUCAGGCCCUGUUAGGGUCAAAUUCCAAGAAACGACGUAGGCUUGCAACAGGGACUUAAGACAGACGAAAGUGCGACAAAUGACAUGAAGAUCAGUUGAAACUGUGACAGCUACAAGGACUAUCUCAAUACAGUAGUUAAAUUCUUGUAGCAAACAGCAAUCGGCAAUCAGAGGUAAAUGGUAAAGAAAGUUGAUCUCAGUGGGUGCAUCAGACAAGUGAUUCUCUGAAAGGGAAUACAAAGCACAGCCAGUUUUUGCCAGUUUUUUAAAAGAUAACAGAAUGGUUAAAACUUGAAUUAGUUGGUCCAGUUUUUUCUAGUUGAAAUUCAUUUCCCUCUUGCACAACAAAAGCGAAAGAAAGCCCUUAAUAGUUUGGCUAGAAAAGUAGAAUAACUUCUAAAAAAACAUGUGGCAAACAUGGUCAGAACAUCCAGGUUUUUAGAUUAGAAAAGAUGGCUUUAACAAAUAUCAGAGUGUGCUUCUUGUUGAGUUCACUUUGCUGUGUUAUCUCUUCUUUAGGGAGGAAUGUCAGCCUGUCUGUUGUUUUUGGACUUCUUCUCAAUAUCAGCACAGGUAUGGCUCAGAUACAGUUGUAUAGAAAAACAACUAAAAGACCCAGCAGUGUUAAGUCUAGUCUGCUCAAUGCCUUCUUCUGAUGUUGAUUUGUUUCAGUUUACUGUGCUGUGCCCUUAACCAAUGAUGUACAUGUACAUAGUAACAUGCCUACACUACAGCUAUUUAAUUUAGUUAAGAUCACAUUCUUGUUAAUCCAUGUACUCUACAAUUAUAUCAUAUUGAUAUCUAUAGAUUCUGCUAAGUUUUCUGUACAUUGACAGAUAACUUGUGUCCAACAUUUUUUUGUCACAUUUGAACACAUGUACAGAGGUAAGCGAGAUAGUGAUGCAUGAAAUAAUCAAAUCUUCUUUCUUCUCUGUUUUCAGAGGUCAGCCCUGUCAGUAGCUGCCAACUGUUGCCAUAGUAUUGGUGUCGGUGACUUUCAUCUGGUCGCUGAUUCUAUCCCAAUCUUGAGUGGAAGAUUACAACAUCAGGUAACUCAAAAGACUCACAGAGCUGCAAUCAAUGUAGUGAAUUCUGUUCUGCCCAAAAGUGUGACCUCUUUUAAUUAACUCACAUUCUUUCAUGCAGACAUUAACCAAUCAGAAAUCAAGGACAGUUUCCGGCUGGUUUCUGAUUGGAUUAAAUCUGUACAGAAGAAUAAAUCAAAAGUGGUCACACUUUUUGGCUCGUUGCUGUAACUUGCCCAAAGGACAAGUGAAAUUUUCGGAGGUUAUUCAAAUUAUGGAAGAACUGUAAUCAUUGCUCAUCAAAAAUGCUUUUCGGCCAGGUAGUUGAAGUGACUUUUGGGCUGGUACGUGCUAGCUACAGCUUGCCUGAUGAAUGGCACCCUUUAGAACUGACUUUGUUUUCACCCUGCUGACUAAAAUUUUCCCAUUGUCUGACAAAAUCCUAUUUGUGUUUGGACUUGAUAAUCAGAUUAUAACCAGACAGAUUAAAAUACAAAUGACUAUCAUUAUGAAGCUGUAGCUUUAUAGUCAAUAUUUGUAAUAAACAUUGUUUGCCUGGCAUUUUUUUGGUUUGUCUGACCAGAAUGGUGACCUAUUCAGACAAAUAGAAUGGUGAAUUGUUUUUGCUUGAAAUUUCAUAAAGUCAUAACUGUUCAUCAGUAGAAUGCCUAAUUAAAAGUGAUCUUCUAUCAAAUUCUUUACCUAAUGUUUGGAGAUCAAUGCGGGUUAUUUGCCACAGGUGUAGAUAUUGGAGUUUAAAGGGUCACUGAUAACUCUGCCCUUGUUUGCAGGAUAAGAAGUCAGUGGAGAGCUGUUGUGUGGCAUUUUCAAGACUUGUAGAAAGCUUUCAGACAAAUGAGGUGAAUCAUAUUUUUCAUUUUUCUGUUUCUUUUUUCUUUCUUUUUUUUUUUCCUCGCAAAAUCCAGAAAGCACAAUGGACCUUUUUACCAAUGCUGUGGCCAUAUUGAAUAAGUUAGAUUUAAGGAGUGUUAUGGGAUGCCCAGGGGGAAUGAGCACAUUCUGUUUAGUAUUUAUGAGCGCCUUGCGGUGCAUUUUGUCUUAAAGUUUAAGACAAUAAGAUUUUUAUGGGAAAAAAGAUCGUUGUGCCGUGUUAAGAUGUAAUGAUGGUUGCCUUUUUCCUGAGAAAUAUACAGUGAAAGAUCAUAUUUCUAACACUAAGCAAGUACAUGUACAAUGUAUUUUGCUUAUGUCCCUUAGGCGUCCCAUAAUACUACUUAUUUAAAUUGAAUUGAUUCAAUAUGGCCGCCAUAUCAGUAAAAAGGUCUAUUAUACUGGUAGUUAAUUUUUUACAAAUCUAUUUCAGAAACACCUUGGGGAACUUGCUUCUCAUGGCCUUCUCAACAACUUACAACAGUUGGUGAGUAAACUAUUUCUAAUGAAUUAUCAAAGGUAUUAGCAUGUGUAUUUGCAUGCACAGUACCAUUUCAAACUAAUAGCAUCUUUUAACUUACCAAAAGCAAAUCAUCCUCAUGGCUGCACUGUUAGUCCCUGCAGGCCUUAAGCUACUAGCUUUUGCCCUCUGGUAACCUGAAAAACUUACGUGAGGAAAAGAAAUCAACUGCUUGAUCACGUCAGAUUUUGAAGUUGCAAAACUUUGAGUGCCCUGUGACUCCUUAGCACUGUCUGAGCUAUUACAAAUGUAAAGUAAACUUUGCCUAAGCUCAAAGCUGGAAAUUAAUGCCUUGAUCUGAAAUUUUUCUUUAAACUUAUCCAUGUCAAAUGCCCCAUUAUUUUUUGUCCUAUUUUUCUGUUUUUUUUUUUCAACAUAGCUGAUGAUGACUCCACCAGUCAUUAGCACCAGUACAUUUGUGAUGGUUGUCCGCAUGUUGGCCAUGCUGUGCAACAGCAGCCCAGCCAUAGCAGUACAGCUCCUAAGGCAAAGUAAGUCACUCAGUGAUAUUAAUAAAUAGCUUUGCUGAAGACACUAAUUUCAUUUUAGUGGUCACACAAAAAGAUUUUAUUCAGACGCCAAAGUUAGAACUACAUACUUAAGAAGAAGUAGCAUGUGAAAGUACUGUUAAAGAGGUUUCAUUUGAAUGGUAACACCAUAGGAUUUCAUCCACAGACUCAAACGUUAGAGCUACAUACUAAAUAACUAGUACCAUGUGAAAGUACUGCUGAAGAGGUUUCAUUUGAAUGGUAACACCAUAGGAUUCUGUCCACAGACUCAAAUGUUAGAGCCACAUACUAAAAUUAAUAACUAGUACCAUGUGAAAGUACUGCUGAAGAGGUUUCAUUUGAAAGGUAACACCAGAGGAUUUCAUCCACAGACUCAAAAUUUAGAGCUACAUACUAAAUAAAUAGUACCGUGGGAAAGUACUGCUGAAGAGAUUUCAUUUGAAUGGUAACACCAUAGGAUUCUGUCCACAGACUCAAAUGUUAGAGCCACAUACUAAAUAACUAGUACCAUGUGAAAGUACUGCUGAAGAGGUUUCAUUUGAAUGGUAACACCAGAGGAUUUCAUCCACAGACUCAAAAUUUAGAGCUACAUACUAAAUAAAUAACACCACAUGAAAGUACUGCUGAAGAGGUUUCAUUUGAAUGGUAACACCAUAGGAUUUCAUCCACAGACUCAAAAGUUAGAACUACAUACUAAAUAAGUAGAUGUGAAAGUACUGCUGAAGAGGUUUUAUUUGAAUGGUAACACCAUAGGAUUUCAUCCACAGACUCAAAAGUUAGAGCUACAUACUAAAUAAACAGUACCAUGUGACAGUACUGCUGAAGAGGUUUCAUUUGAAUGGUAACACCAUAGGAUUUCAUCCACAGACUCAAAAGCUAGAGCUACAUACUAAAUAAAUAGCACCAUGUGAAAGUACUGCUGAAGAGGUUUUAUUUGAAUGGUAACACCAUAGGAUUUCAUCCACAGACUCAAAAGUUAGAACUACAUACUAAAUAAACAGUACCAUGUGACAGUACUGCUGAAGAGGUUUCAUUUGAAUGAUAACACCAUAGGAUUUCAUCCACAGACUCAAAAGUUAGAGCUACAUACUAAAUAACUAGUACCAUGUGAAAGUACUGCUGAAGAGGUUUCAUUUGAAUGAUAACACCAUAGGAUUUCAUCCACAGACUCAAAAGUUAGAACUACAUACUAAAUAACUAGCACCAUAUGAAAGUACUGCUGAAGAGGUUUCAUUUGAAUGAUAACACCAUAGGAUUUCAUCCACAGACUCAAAAGUUAGAACUACAUACUAAAUAACUAGUACCAUGUGAAAGUACUGCUGAAGAGGUUUCAUUUGAAUGAUAACACCAUAGGAUUUCAUCCACAGACUCAAAAGUUAGAACUACAUACUAAAUAACUAGUACCAUGUGAAAGUACUGCUGAAGAGGUUUCAUUUGAAUGAUAACACCAUAGGAUUUCAUCCACAGACUCAAAAGUUAGAACUACAUACUAAAUAACUAGUACCAUGUGAAAGUACUGCUGAAGAGGUUUCAUUUGAAUGGUAACACCAUAGGAUUUCAUCCACAGACUCAAAAGUUAGAACUACAUACUAAAUAAAUAGUACCAUGUGAAAGUACUGCUGAAGAGGUUUCAUUUGAAUGGUAACACCAUAGGAUUUCAUCCACAGACUCAAAAGUUAGAACUACAUACUAAAUAACUAGCACCAUGUGAAAGUACUGCUGAAGAGGUUUCAUUUGAAUGAUAACACCAUAGGAUUUCAUCCACAGACUCAAAAGUUAGAACUACAUACUAAAUAACUAGCACCAUGUGAAAGUACUGCUGAAGAGGUUUCAUUUGAAUGAUAACACCAUAGGAUUUCAUCCACAGACUCAAAAGUUAGAACUACAUACUAAAUAACUAGUACCAUGUGAAAGUACUGCUGAAGAGGUUUCAUUUGAAUGAUAACUCCAUAGGAUUUCAUCCACAGACUCAAAAGUUAGAACUACAUACUAAAUAACUAGUACCAUGUGAAAGUACUGCUGAAGAGGUUUCAUUUGAAUGGUAACACCAUAGGAUUCUGUCCACAGACUCAAAUGUUAGAGCCACAUACUAAAUAAAUAACACCACAUGAAAGUACUGCUGAAGAGGUUUCAUUUGAAUGGUAACACCAUAGGAUUCUGUCCACAGACUCAAAUGUUAGAGCCACAUACUAAAUAAAUAACACCACAUGAAAGUACUGCUGAAGAGGUUUCAUUUGAAUGGUAACACCAUAGGAUUUCAUCCACAGACUCAAAAUUUAGAGCCACAUGCUAAAUAAAUAACACCACAUGAAAGUACUGCUGAAGAGGUUUCAUUUGAAUGGUGACACCAGAGGAUUUCAUCCACAGACUCAAAAGUUAGAGCUACAUACUAAAUAAAUAGAUGUGAAUGUACUACUGAAGAGGUGUCAUUUAAAUAGUCACACCAUAGGAUUUCAUCCACAGUACCAUGUGAAAAAAAUACUACUGAAAAUGUUUUAUAUGGUUUGAGUGAUCACAGAAUUGCUUUUUGUUCACAGACUCAAAAGUUACUGUUGAUAUUUCUGAUUAUUGGGGUACAUGCAAAGUGAAGUAUUUGUGUGGCUAUAAAUGAUUUGGAAAAAAAGGAUGAGUAAUAGUUUGUUUAAUAUUGUAUUUUAUUGUGAUUCUGUUUCAGAUGUAUCAGACACAAUUCUUUAUUUAUUGUUGGGGACUACAGAGCCUGGCGAGAUAGAAAAUGCAGAGGUACUGUAUCUUUCAUAACAAAAAUAAUAGAUAGUAGCUUGAGUAAUAACCAACGGUAAAAGAACCCAGGCGAAAUAGAUUGAAGGUCAAAAUGCUCUUGCCAUCUGUGCUGUGCUUUCCCUAAGUUUUGUAAGAUAGGAGGCCCAUGAACAAAUUACUAGUAAUAGAAGGUCCAAUUGUGCAUGCGUUUGCACAUUAUUUGCAUUCCAUUCAUUCUUUGUGGAAGUCCAAACAAAUGCGGGCUAUAUAUGUGCCACUUAUGUGUAAAAGUGACCUGGUAAUUAGGAUUGCUGGCUUCGCAAUAAUUAUUGGUGUUUACUGGUACUGUUUCUCACAGUUUUCACUGUGUGAAGGUAUAAUAAAGUCAAAGCCAGUUACAGGAUAUGAGUGCAGGAUUGACCAGACUAUUUAAGCUUUGUAAGGGUAAGUUAAUUGCUGGAUUAGGGGGCAGGGAUUCUGCAGAAUAAAGUUCUAAUAGCUAGAGAGGAAGACAGCACCCACUUAGCCUACAAUACACAAGCCUUUUUGUGUUAUUGAACACUUUUCUACAAAUCAAAGGAUUUAAACAGGCGAAAAUGUUUACCUAUGAGUAAAAAUAAUAGCACAGUAACAAUAAUAGAGCUGUGUUGAUCAUAAUUUUGUUUCUUUCCAGCUGUUAUCAAGAAGUCCACAAGAAUUCUUUGAAAUAACCUGUUUUAUCAGGUUUGUUGAUAAGUUUUAAUUAUCUUCAGCAGUAUUAGUUUCCAUCAGUCUUGAAAUGUAGACAUUUUAAAGUCUUUUCCUCUCUGGUUGUGACAUGCCUUAACACGCUUCCACAAUUUUAUCCAGUAACAAGUUUGAUUUCUUUUAAUAUCAGCUCUAUUAUAUAAAUCUUUGUAUUAACUCUUGUAUUUUCUUUUCGACAGUGAACUGCUUCCAAAAUUACCUACAGAUGGUAAGAUAACUUUAAUGUUAAGCAGGUUCCUUUAAAGUUAUGAAGGGCAAGAGUGUAAUCCUUUAGCUUCUUAUCCAGUCAAUGCCAUCAUUAUUUGUCAGGGACAAUCAACUUUUUUUCUGACAGACAUGUGGUUACUGACAUGUGUUAAAAGUGAAGGCAAUUUCUAUUGUCAUGAACAUUACAAAUCAACCCAUUUGCUUGCAACAAAUGUUCCAUUCCAAUUAUACCCCUCCCCUCUACCCCUCUGUUAAGGCCCAUCUUUAUGUAUUAAAUAUAUGUCUUGCUUUGUUUGUAAACAUUUUGUCCCUUCUUUUUAACCCACUCCCUUCCCCCCCUCCCCCCCAGAUAUAAGCCUGCAUUGUACAAGCCCAGGGGAUUUUACUGUCCCGUAAAUCCUCUAUUAAGCUCCCUGCAGGCUUGAUUAAAAGGAACAUUAUCAUUGCAACGGGAAUGGUCUGGUCAGUCAGUUCUGAUAAAUGGAAAGCACCCUUAGUACCCAUCCCAAAGGUGUCUGCCUGUCUUUGAGAGACUUGACUGUACACACAUACUGUUACUUGUGUCUCAUGACAUCCUCCCAUUACAGGUAUUUUUUCAGUGGAUACAUUGCUUUGUAAGCCACAGCAGAAGGCAGAGCAAGGUCUGUGGCAGUGGAGAGAUGACAGGGGACUGUGGCACACAUACUCCUGGAUUGACAGCAAGAUCAUAGAAGCUGCUUAUCAGAGUGGCGAGGAUGAGCUGACCCUCACUACUCUGGGAAGAACUUACACAGUCGACUUUAACACUAUGCAACAGGUGCGAUCAAAAUUUGAAUUCUCUUUUGUUGCCCCUAUUCAUUUCCUACAGAAGUAGUGGGGAGAGGUUGAUAAAAUAUCAAGCAAAUUCAUCGUGUGUGAUCAUGUCAGUAAUUCUCAUGACCACUGUGUUUUACAAAGCAUUAAUAUUACAAGGAGAAAUUUGAUGCUGAUCACUCACAGGGCUUAAAGGGUUAAAAGAAUGAAUACACUCUUUUUAUAAGAACCUUGAGCCUGAAAUUUGCCAAAAUAUGAAUUACAUGCCAGGAACAUAGCCGAGGCUCAGAGAAGAACAAUUUAUUUUUCAGUGCUUUUACUUUCCUGAGUCCAGAAAAUCUGAGUUACAUAAUAGGGGCAUUUAUACGAGGAAAAAUAAGACGCGUCUUAAAUAAGACGCGAACUGUACCAUUUAUACGAGCAUGUCUUAUCUAAGACAAGAACAGCUCGUAUAAAUGGUUCGCGUCUUAUUUCUGUUCUUGACUCGUUUUCAUGUGAAUGUUGCCAGUAGCAACGGCAAUCCAACGUGGCGCGCCAAAAAUUAACGCAUGCGUACUAUGCGUUCGCGUCUUAAAUAAGACGAAAAGGUCAUUUAUACGAAGUUUUUCUCGCCUUAGCUAAGACGCGUCUUAUCUAGGAAGAGGUGUUAAGGGCUGUUCUAAAAUAAGACGCGUCUUAGCUAAGCCGCGUCUUAUUGUAGACGAACUGUGCCGUUUAUACGGAAAGUUCGCGUCUUAUUUAAGAUGCGUCCUAUGUAAGACGCGUCUUAUUUUUUUCUCGUAUAAAUGGCCCUAAUGUCCUACAUGGCAUCAAAGUGCAUGUAAAAUUUUGUUCCUUCAACACAUUCCUAUUCUGAGUGGUCCUUCUCACAGUUACAUUAUACUUGUUCAAUUCAUUGAUGUGAAAUAAUCAUCGUCAUAUCUUGUCUAUUUGUAGCUUUAAAGUAAUCAUAUUUCCGUUAUUGAAAUUUAAGAACAUCCAUAAGAACAUUUCCAGGCUGAAACUUCCCAUAAAAUAGAAACGUUACUGGCUCAACUAGAAAAAAUGGACGUUCUUAUAAAAAAAAUGUGUGUUUAUGAAUUUCGUAUAUUUGAAGUGCGGGAUGAAGAAGUAAUUGCAGAAAGGAUAAUCAGAGUUAAUUACGCAAAUUAUGCAGUUACCAAGAGAAAGUUAAAAAAAACUUCAGGCUCGCCGAAUUGGAACCCUGACCUCUGCGAUACCUGUAUAGCAUAAUUGAGCUAGCAAGCCAACUGGGAGCAAGUCGUGAAAUUGGUUCGUAAAAAGUAAAAGGGUUCAGAUAGUCUUAGCGGUUUCCCUGGCAAGGCACAGAAAAAAGCUGCCAUAAUAUACGAUUAUUUCUUGGUUUAUUAUAUCCAUUUUGAAAUCACUGGUGGUCGUUGCAAUCUGAUUGGCUCUCAGCUGUGCGAUUUAUUCAUGAUUCGCACUAUUUUUUGCUUUAAAACACAUUUGUUCUAAAUCGCUUCAUUUCUGCUCUAAAUCGCACCAUUUUUGCUCUAUAUUGCAUCAUUUCUGUUUUGAAUACAAAAUUGGAUGUAAAAGCCUUUUCGUUUCUUCUUUUGAACAAACUGGACACUAGAUCCAUAUAAUUUUGAUACUGACCGAAUUCGUCGAUUUCAAAAUGGCUGUAAUAAAGUGGUAAUUGAACUUCUUGUCGUGCAAUUUUGGUCUGAAAUCAUACUUGUGAUUUCAAAUCGAACUGGUGCUGCGCGUUCGUCCGAUUUUGAAAUCACGCGUAUGAUUUCAGACCAAAUUGCACUCCACUCAUUUCAAUUACCAUUUUAAAUCAAAGUAAGAGAUGCAUUCUUUCUUUGUAGACGAAUGAGGAUACAGGCACUUCAAGACAGAUUCAACGAUGCCCCAAUGGCAGUGAGACAAAUACUACCGUCUCAAAUACAGAUGAAGCUAAAGUUGCAGGAAGGGAUGAACGUGAAGUGGUAUUACGUGAAGAGACUGAAUUGGCUUCCUCGUACACAUGUGGAAUGUUUUCUGCUCUGUACAAGAUAUUCAGCUCGUCUGUGGGACCUGCUGUCAGACACAAAUGCGUGAACGCUAUUCUUAGAGUACUGUAUCAUGCGCCCCCAGAACUGUUGGGCGUGGUCUUAAAGAGACACCCUAUUUCAAGCUUGAUUGGAGGAAUGCUACAGUCAAAUGACUUGAGGGUCAUAACAAACGCUCUUCAAAUGGCAGAAAUUGUAAUGCAAAAGCUGCCUGAUGUGUUUCAUGUGUCAUUCAGAAGAGAAGGAGUGAUGCAUAGGGUUAGAGACUUGGCCAACGGUCUGUUGGCAAAUAAACCAAGCACGUCAGGAAAAAACUGUUCAUCAGAGAAUUUAGCAAGCAGUAGUGACGUUGAAAGUCCAACACAGAGAGUCCCUGAAAAUGCACCAUCAUUACCAGUAACCAGGUCAGAGAUCUCUGUCUUUAUGUUCGCAUCCCAUUUUUACCUGAAAGUUAACGCUUAAAUUUUUUACGCUAAUAUUAGGAUUAUUGAAAACACUCAAGGCUUCCUUUGUCUUCGUUGAAGCACCCGUCCACAAAUCGAUCUCCACAGCCACCUACUUAUUUAUAUACCUAGCUGCCCGUCCAGGUAUUUAUCUUAUCCAACCACCCACCUACCCUUGUAUUGUUUCAUCCACCCACCCAUCCUUCGAUUCCACCCACCCACCCAUCCAUCUGCCCACCCAUCUAUCCUCCACCAACCCAUCUAUUUAACCACCCACCCAUCCAUCUGCUCACCCAUCCGCCCAUACAUCUAUCCAUCCACCCACCCAUCCACCCAUCAAUCCAUCCAUCUAUCCAUCCACCCACCCACCCAGCCACCUAUAAAUACAUUCAUCCAACCAUCCCAUCCAAAGUAACCUUAAGGACCGUCAACUUGCAAGGAUUAACCUGACUGGAAUUAUUUUAUCAUUGUUACCAGAAGCAUAACCAUGUUGUUACUUUAUCACCUUGACUUUUUUGUAUUUUAGGAGGCUGGGGGAUGUCUUGCGGAGGAAACGCUAUUCAAAACGCCCAAGUAGAGGCAAAGCUACAAGCAUUGCAAGCACAUCAGAUGCGUUUGUUGGUGACGUUGCCAGGCAGCAGAUAGGUGCACCUUCUUCAAAGACGAUUCUUCACGAGAGUAGAGCUUCAUUUUUGGCCUCUCAGUCGUCAAGACUUAGUUGCCGGUCUUCAGUGCUCUCAGAACGACCAGCUAAGGUAUAGCAUAAGAAGGCUGCACGAAGGCCAGAUUUAGGGGUGGGCCGAGCCCGAGGAGGCCGUGCCCACCCCUUUUUCUUUGAAAUUUUGUACUAUUUUUAUAGAAUUCUCAAAAAGACAAAAAGUAUCUAUAUAGCUGGCAAGUGGGAAAUUGUCCCGGCCACCCCUUUCUGAAUUAUCUGGAUCCGCCCCUUUGUACAUUACCAUAUGUCUUUUCAGGAACAUUGGAACCCCGAUUUAAUGCAGUGUCAAGGGACUGGGGAAAUUUGUUCGUUAUAUCGAAAAUCUCGAUUUAACGAAUUUUCGGGAAAAUAUUCGUCAUAUCGAGCUAUAGUUAAUAAUUUAAUUUUCAACGUCCAGCAUUUCCCGAUCUGAACAAUUUAUACUAUACAAAGCUAUUGUCUCAGUGCAGAGUUGUACAUGCCAUAGCUACGGCACUAUAAACUCUAGAAGAGGCAAACAAAACUGGUUAAAACUAUUGUGCGCUUAAGUUUUAUCCUUGUUGGUCUGUGUCGCAUUCAUCUUCGUCAGAUGUUUACCUUUAUUCGUUAUAUCGAGGUAUAUUAUACGCUUCUAGAUUGCGUUCGUUAUAUCGAGAAUUUCCGUUAAAUAUCGAGGUUCUGUUCCAUACAUUUUAUUGUAAUUUUGGCCGGGCUGAAGAAAAUCGUUCGUUCUACAGAGGACGUCGUUAUAUAGAGGUUCUUUAAAUCAAGGUUCUACCGUAGUUCGUAACCUUUUAACCACCAAGGAUGAUCAGCUUGAAAUUUCUCCAUAAAACAUCGCUGCUUAAACAAACGUAAAGGUCGUGGGAAUAUAGGAAAGAUCACCGAAUAAGAGAGUCUCGAUUAGUAAAUCUGUGCCAGACUCUCAGCCAAUAAGGACGUCGCAAAAACAACAGAAGUCAUAAUAAAAUAAGAGGUGCGGGAUCUGGGAAAGAUGGCAGCCGAUCUCUCUCCCCAGCCUUCGCGCGUUUUUUUGGAUAAGUUUUCACGGUCUCUGUGCACAUUAAGAUCUUGAAACCUUGGACAGGUUAUCAUUGGUAACCAAAUUCUCCUUAUCAACACCUGAUGAAGUGUGUAGGCAUCAGUGUUGAGAAUAUACAUGCUGAUAUUAGGGUUCAACGGGUUGACUGGACUUAAAGUAUUUGUUUAGGUUCCCAAUGGUGUCUUUAGGAAGAUAGAGUAUUAUGAAGUAAGUAUGUUGAACAAUUAUUCCACGAGUAUGCGUUGGAUGUGAGAUGGUAGUGGGCAACGAGGUGCGUAGCGCCGAGUUAGCUAUAAUCAUCUCAUAUCCAACACGCGCGAUUGGAAUAAUUGUUUUAUUAAAAAUGCCCACAAAAUAUCGAGAAUUCUUCCCGACUUUAUUUGUAAAAACAAGCGAUUUUCAGCUUGUAUUUAAUUUUGAGCUGACGCGUACAGUUGCCAUAUUUGGAGUGCAUGCUAUGAUGGCUCAUAUGCCAUGAUGGCUAAGCCAGUCAGAACGCUAGGAUUGCAUUAUCCAAUGAUUCAGUUUUUAAUAAGAUAUAUUAACAUAUAAUAUAACAGAUUAUAUAUAUAUUUUUUGUUUCCAGUUGGAAGCAUCUGUUGGAAAUGGCAUUUCAGAAAAUCACGAAAAAAUUUUAAGUUGGAUAAAAGAGCAAGGUAAGAAACAAAAACCAUAAAACAAAUUGCGGUAGGCUUUAAUACAACUAGAACCUUGACUGCGAUGGCUGAAAGUAACUGAAAGAUUGGAUUUGGGGAGCUGUGUCACGAAACGUGUCAAAAUUCAAACGGUCGGAACUGCCACCAAAUUGGGUGAAACGUAAAAAUGACUGCUCAGAACAUGCAGAGGAGGUGUAAAUAACUCAGCAACUACCAAAGGAGUAACGGAUGAACAAACUUGGACCAGAUUGAAACGGGUUGCAAUUGUGCUUUUUGUUAAUUUUGUAGCCUAACAUUUUCAGAGUUCAUUUUUUUUGUUUGUUACGUUUGAUAUACUGCUUGAGAGGCAUGUUUCUUUGACAAAAAAACAGUGAUUUUGCCAUUUACAAGUACAGUGGAACCUCCACGAACGGCCACCUCUCUAGAACGGCCUUAUGUUUUAGUGGACAGUCCAUACAUUCAGUCUUGUUUCAACCUCUCUACGACUGCUACUUCUCUACAACAGCCACCUCUCCACAAUGACCGCCUCUCUACAAUGGCCACCUCUCUACAAUGGCCACCUCUCCACAAUGACCGCCUCUCUACAAUGGCCACCUCUCUACAAUGGCCACCUCUCCACAAUGACCGCCUCUCUACAAUGACCACCUCUCCACAAUGACCGCCUCUCUACAAUGGCCACCUCUCUACAAUGGCCACCUCUCUACAAUGGCCACCUCUCUACAAUGGCCACCUCUCUACAAUGGCCACCUCUCUACAAUGGCCACCUCUCCACAAUGACCGCCUCUCUACAACGGCCACCUCUCCACAACGGCCACCUCUCUACAAUGGCCACCUCUCCACAAUGACCGCCUCUCUACAAUGGCCACCUCUCUACAAUGGCCACCUCUCCACAAUGACCGCCUCUCUACAAUGGCCACCUCUCUACAAUGGCCACCUCUCCACAAUGACCGCCUCUCCACAAUGACCGCCUCUCUACAAUGACCGCCUCUCUACAAUGACCGCCUCUCUACAAUGGCCACCUCUCUACAAUGGCCACCUCUCCACAAUGACCGCCUCUCUACAAUGACCGCCUCUCUACAAUGGCCACCUCUCUACAAUGGCCACCUCUCCACAAUGAUCACCUCUCCACAAUGACCGCCUCUCUACAAUGACCGCCUCUCUACAAUGACCGCCUCUCUACAAUGACCGCCUCUCUACAAUGACCGCCUCUCUACAAUGGCCGCCUCUCUACAAUGGUCACCUCUCCACAAUGACCGCCUCUCUACAAUGACCGCCUCUCUACAAUGGCCACCUCUCUACAAUGGCCACCUCUCCACAAUGACUGCCUCUCUACAAUGGCCACCUCUCUACAAUGGCCACCUCUCCACAAUGACUGCCUCUCUACAACGACCACCUCUCCACAAUGGCCGCCUCUCUACAAUGGCCACCUCUCCACAAUGACCGCCUCUCUACAAUGACCGCCUCUCUACAAUGGCCACCUCUCUACAAUGGCCACCUCUCCACAAUGACUGCCUCUCUACAACGACCACCUCUCCACAAUGACCCCCUCUCUACAAUGACCACCUCUCUACAAUGGCCGCCUCUCUACAAUGGUCACCUCUCCACAAUGACCGCCUCUCUACAAUGACCGCCUCUCUACAAUGGCCACCUCUCUACAAUGGCCACCUCUCCACAAUGACUGCCUCUCUACAAUGGCCACCUCUCUAAUGACCCCUCUCACCUCUCCCUCUCUGGCCGCCUCUCUACAAUGGUCACCGCUCUCUACAAUGACCGCCUCUCUACAAUGACCGCCUCUCUACAAUGGCCGCCUCUCUACAAUAGCCACCUCUCCACAACACCACCUUUCUACAACGACCAUUUGUUUGGGCAGACAGUCCAUACAUUCACUCUUGUUUCAACCUCUCUACAACGGCCACCUAUCCACAACAGCCACCUCUCUAGAGUGGCCACCUCUCCACAAUGGCCAUCUCUCUACAAUGGUCAUUUUUUUGGCGGACAGUCCAUACAUUCACUCUUGUUUCAACCUCUCCACAAUGGCCACCUCUCUACAAUGGUCACCUCUCCACUACGGCCACCUCUCCACAAUGGCCAACUCUCUACGACGGCCACCUCUCCACUACAGCCACCUCUUUAAAACGGCCACCUCUCUACUAUGGCCACCUCUUUACAACAGCCACCUCGCCACUACGACCACCUCUCUACAACGACCACCUCUCCACAGCGGCCACCUCUCUUCAACGGUCACCUCUCCACAAUGGCCACCUUUUACAACGGCCCUUUUUUUGGUACACAGUCCAUACAUUCAUUAUAUUGUUUCAACCUCUUUACAACGGUUACAACGACCACUUUCUUCUGUCCCCAAUGUGGCCGUUGUAGAGAGGUUCAACUGUAAUUUAACAAGUUCCAUUGCAAAUGAGGACGUGUAAUGCGCAUUUUAAACAAAGUGACUUAGACAGCCUCGACACGCGCCUUAAAUGAAAGCUCUGGAAUGGAUGUUUAAGUAACAACAUGUUAACAUUUUUGUUGCAGCUACAAAGUUCUGUGCUGAAUACUUUGAUCAACAGAAGGGUGAUUCACACCCUGCCCUCAGUGUCCUACGUCAGUUAAAGAGUGCUGCAGAACAACUGACUCUUGAGGUGAGUGGUUUUUUCAAACAGUUUGCAGUGAGGCUUCUCAUGUACCUAACUCCACUGCCGCAUUAUGCAAUCUGCUGGAGAGCAUAAGCAACGAAGAGGGCGGAAGCAACGAGAAGGUUAAAAAAGUAAUAGGUUGGAAUUCGCAAAACAACAACUUUGGCAGGUGCAUCACUUUUUUUUUGUACAAUUCUUUGCCGUCAUUGCACUUGUACAACAGGAAACUUUCUAAUUCGCGUUUUAUGACUGCUUGAAAACAAGACAUGCCUUCCACGAGAACAUUCGAAAACAACUCUUUUCCACCUGUAACUGUAAAGUGGACUAUUUUGUAAAACUUUGACAAGUGUAAUUUACAAAUGCAGGUAUUGUUUUACCACUCUAAGACAAUAGCUACACUUGUAAAUUACACAGGUAAAAGUUUUGUUAAAUUGACCCCAGGCCACAGCGUUUACCCGGGGGAGAAUGGUACACUGUUUUUAAGAUAAGGAAAGUGAAUAACACCGUUUAAAAGCACCACAGCUGAAUAGCUGUCUCAAAAGUUGUCAAAGAAAAAAAAAAUAGUUUUGUAAACAUCUUGGAAACAUCUUACAAAUAUUUUUCCGUACUGAUACAGCAACAUUUUCUGACUCAUUUCUUGACCAUUUUGUUGUAGGUUUAGGCCUUUAUUUUAUUUAUUUAUUCAUUCAUUCAUUCAUUCAUUCAUUUACUCACUCCCUCAUUUAUUUAUUUAUUUAUUUAUUUAUUUAUCGUUUUAUUUAUUUUCAGAAGGAAGAUUUUGUCCCAGCACUUAAGGUGAGAGUUCUUGGGAAUGCUGCCAAAAACACAAACAACGACACCAACGUUGUCGGACAUCAAUCGAAAUGUACAAUUUGUGAUUGGAAAUGUUUUUCUUAAAUAAAAAUUCUCAUUUUUCGUGACACUCCCCUUUUGAAUUUGUUGCUGUAAGUACGCUCAAUUCAAGCUUUGCGGAUGCCUCACUUAUACAGACAGUUUUAUUUGUAAAAUGAAUGAAACUGUCGCUAUUUUGAGCUUUCUCUCCCUUGGAUUCUAAUCCAUUGUCUUGAAAGCAUCAGAUAAACCGCAAGUUGAAUGCAACUUUGUCGACUCUAGUUCUGCCAGCAUUCUCAGUAAUAAACUAGGCAGCCGAAGCUCAUUUCCGUAAUGUUAGUCGGCUUUCAAUACUCUUGAUUUCCCCUCAUUAUCCUCAAAUUCAAGUUAAUUACACUUCACUGCCAAAAAUGAAAUUAUCUUGUGCGUUCUUUGGUUGAAAAUUUUCAGGAGAUUUCUGAUGUGUUGACUAAUGAAGACAACAGCGCAUGUGCAUUUGAGAUACUUCACAGUGGAAUGGUACCCAAUAUCCUCAGGUAUGCUCAUUCUUUCCUUUUGGGAUAACACAGCUGUUUUCAGUUGAUUAACAAGAGUAAUUUCCAUCGUCCCUCGUUUUUUCACCCAGGCUUCACUAUCCUGAUACCUGGAACAGCCUAGACUGUCUUCACUUUUUGAUUGGCUAAAAUUUUUCAUACCGCUAUUUUCACCAAUCAGAAGUUACCACUGAAAAGAUAGUGACGUGACUGUGAGCAUUUUCCCUCGCUACAGCCUCUGCAACACGGAUGCAUUCAGUCACGUGGGCUCAGUUGUGUUGUUCAUAAAAGUACAGUUUGUUUUAUCUAUGGAUUUAUUCGUUUUUAUUGAUUUAUUUACUUAUUUAUAUCUCUUUACAUAGGUAUUUGACAUCGACAGAGGCAGAUGACGCUCUUCCCCAAGAAAAACGAAUGAGAAUAUUUUUCCACGUUUUUGCGGGUUUGCCGGUCAGUAUUAAAUCAACAUGCUUUUUUAAUUCUCUCUUGUCUACCCUCUUCCCUCGUCCCCCGUCUCUUUAACUGGUGCCCCACAUUCGAGUAAAUGUUAUUUUCCCCCCCCAGAAAACGUCAUUUUGCAGGCUGAAAAAAAAAAAGGUUGAAAUAACGUUACAAAGAGUGAUAAACAUGAAGUUUGUUUUUUAUUUUCUUCUUCCAGGAGACAUGCUCACCUGGAGAUAUCAAACUUGAGGUAAAGACCUUUCUGUGAUUUAAGACCUCACGUGUGGUACAAAGGUUGAUACUAAGAGAGGGGAACGUUCUGUGGGUACAACAAAUUGGGGCUUCGCUCUCAUAAAGUGGAACCUCGGUAUAACGAAGGGCCAAAACACUGUAUAUUUUUGAUUGAGCUGUAAUUGUUGUGUGUAUCAGUUGUAAAUUAAAUUUUGUUUUUCCUUCUUCAACAGAGUGAACCUAACGUGGGUGCCCUGAUCGCUUUGAUACAAAAACUUCACUUGUGUAUUAAUCAGUUGGAACAGGUAAUAGACCAGCUUCAUAACAAUUUCAUUUCUUCUCUCAAAUAGCUAGACUGCGUUGCAGGCGUCGAAGGGAAGGGGAGGAAGGAAAAGAGAGAGGGAUUGGGGAGAACCCGUUCGUUCUUGUCUCAAUUUAGGUUUCUGGGAAACUGCCCACCUACCCCUCCCCUAAGCCAACAUUUUGCCCUAAGUGACAGAACAGUAUAAGAGUCUGGGAAGCUAUCCACCUACCCUUCCCCUAAGCCAACAUUUUGCUUUAAGUGAAAGUAGGUUUUGACAGGAGCCUAUUACCCUGGGUAAUAGGCUCAUUGUUUUGAUGAUUGCUUAUGGGAGGGGUAUGUGGGCAGUUUCCCAGAAACCUAAAGUGAUCCCUUUUUUGCGCCUGCCACGGAGACUAAAAAAUGGUUAAAUAAAAAACCUUUUACAAAUUCCAGCUUUGUACAACAGCCAUGCGCAGAGACGGCCUAUAAAUUUAAAUGGAAAAAGACGGAUUAACCGUCUUGGUUGUCGUGGAGACAACUUCUUAGAACUGUACCAAGCUGUAAAAUUCACUUACCUAGGCUUUGUUUGAAAUCUGUUUUUUUGUUCCGUUGUGGCUGAAUCACCGACCCAGAUUAAGUAUCUGUUAUCUCUCUCUAGUAUCUUUUAGUUACAGCGAUAUCUUAACAGUUUUCAUCAUUUUUGUAGCUUCCAGUCAAAGUCCAUGACACUCCAGGCGGAGCAGUCGGGGCGAGGUAAUUUUCCUUUUUUUGUUUAAUCAACAUUCAUUUAGGACACUUCUCAGUCGAGUUACAUAAAUCAUCAUCAUCAUCAUCAUCGGUUUCAGUAAUGACUCACUGAACACAUGAUUUAACUUGGCACGCAACUUCAAUCGUAUUGUGUGUCAUCCCAGAAGCCUAGUUUUGUUGUGCAUAACAUCACGCGCGAGAAACCCUCCAGUGCAAUCGCUUUCUACUUCCUGCGACGUAGCCUUUUCCAGACCCUCUAGACGAGCGGGGACUUGGGAGGGAGGGCCGGGAAACUGGUAACUAUGCCUGGCCUUUCGAUCUAGCGCUCCUCCCAAAUCCGUGAUAAUGUAGCUACUUCUACUAAUGAUGUUGCACCAAGUAAACACUCUUGACGUCAUUCCGUUUUAGGGGGUCUCAAGCUCUCAGAUUCUUCAGUUCUCACCAAAUCAAGGUAUUGUAAAUUUAAAGUAAAAAUUAAUGCUCUUGCAAUGUAAUCGGAGUUGGUUAAGGAUACAGCAGGUGAUCGUCUGCUAUCAGAUUAUUUUGAUUAAAAAAAAUGCAGAUACCCCUUAGAGAUCUAAGCGAAAUGAUUGAGAUGACUGGAAUCUAAGGCGGAGAACGUUUUUCACGCGUUACUGAGUUGACCUUUGAUUAUUACUGACGGAGUCGGGGAUGUACCUUACCUAAUGAUGCUUGAAUUAUUUUUUGUUAGUGUCUUCUACAAAGACACCCUGACUGCGAGGGCUUGAAGCAGUGGAAGCGUGGACCAGUGAAAAUUGAUCCUCUGGCGCUUGUCCAGGUAGGGACUGAGUUUUUCUUUAAUACGUCAAUAAAGUCUCUUUUAAGCUGGACAGUUUCAGGAUCAACUCUAGCUAUCCGUCUUAUUUCAGUGUUUGCAUUUUAGAGAGGCCUGUCCGUGCCCUUCGCUAAUCGUUGCUAAAUCUACCUAUUGAUACUUCCAAUCAUGGACAAAAGUCUUGGGACACUUGCACUUUUUGGGGCGUUUUCCAAUCCACACAGGCCCAACCCCUCCCCCCCCACUCCACAAACAAUGUUGGACGCGUGUAUCCAAAAUUUUUUCCGAGUUUCAACUUUGUAUAAGGUGGGGGGAGGGAGAAAUGACAGAAAAAUAUGAAAAUUGCACCUGUCCCAAGGACUUUUGUCCAUGAUUGUAGGAGGCGGGCCUCUCUUCUUGGCUGUUAACUAACUUGCUUUGCCAAUGACGUUUUUUUUUUUCAAUUUGUGCCCAGCAGACAGCUACAAUAGAGUUAGUCUCCAAGGCAUCCGACCUAGGGGGGGCUUACUUUGCCAUUAGAAAAAAAAAAUCAAAGCACUAAAGUUGAUUUGUUUUUGCUAAUUUGACUCUGUAUUACAUUCUAGGCAAUUGAACGCUAUCUCGUUGUUCGUGGUUAUGGAAAGAAACGCGAGGUAAUUAUUGUCAUUUUUUGUGUCCUUUUGUCCAUAGCUGUCAGCUAGAUUGUCAACAGUUUGAGCUCCACCGUCUAUAGACCUGCUACAUUACUCUUACUUAAUGAUGCGUUGAGCAUUCCCUCUUCUAAAAGAAUGGCUCGUUUACUUGUUCAUCAAAAGCAUGGGCUUUAUCAAGUAACCUACGUAUAAAUUGCAGCAACCAUUAGAGAGCUUUAGAUUCUGAGACGAGGACGACUACGAGUACGGGAUUUUCUCAAUACUAAGUACUGCACCCGCGUGAACCAGCGUCAUUUUGGCGGGAAAACGUGAUAGCCGUCGUCAUUCUACAGCGAGUUUUAGUGAGAAUGUCGUAGUGGCGGGAAUAAGUUAUCAAAUGCAAGAAGUUUUAUCAUUUUUCUCUCUCGGAAAGGGUUAACCUCCUUCAGAAUAAAUAACCGUACUAACUUUUGAGGGAAAAGGUAAAUUGAAGCUUUCCGGGUGUCUUGUACUCGUACUCGUUCUCGUCCUCAAAUCUAAAGCUCAUUGGUAACCUUAUCCCUGCUGUUAUGCACAACACAAUGACUCAAUCAUAGACAAAGCCACAAGAAACUAGAAAUCUCCUUUUUUAAGCUUGAGGUCUUGCUUGCGGCUUUGCGUCAUGUUACUUCUAUUCCCAAAAUCCUUGCUGGUUUGGUUUCUUUUGCAAAUAAGGGCUUUUGCUAUUUUAUUACCAUAUUUAACAUGAAAGAAAAAAACAACAUUGAUUCUGUUAGUAGUAGUAAAAUGACGCCAUCGUGGAAAUUGUUUAUCGAGUUUAUUCUCUCUAAUUCUCUGUAGACUGUGAUGAUAACUUUUAUUUAUUGGGGUAGGCUUUUUGCGUAAUUUUAAAUUAUCAUUAUCACCAUUUUAUAGAAUCCUGAAGAUGAUGGAAGUGACGAUGAUGGGUAAGCUGUUGAAUUAUAACCAUUAACCUCAAUCUUUGUUCCUUUGCAAGACUCCAGUAGCACCCAGCACAGAAUAUUGUGUGACGUUGUGUUGACUAUUUCUUGCGGGACCAACGUGGGAAAUCCUGAGCGGGCAUGAUGGGUGCAUCUUGCCCUCUUGGGAAGCCAAUCAGGAUUCUUCUCGCUCGUAUUUUGUUGUCGUUUUCUUAGUUACUUAGUCUGUCAGUCAGUCAGUUAGUCAGUCACUCAGUCAGUUAGUCGGUCAGUCAGUCAGUCAGUUAGUCAGUCAGUCAGUGAGUCAGUGAGUCAAUCAGUCAGUUAGUCUGUUAGUCUGUUUGUUUAAGCAAAGUGUGUCUUUCGGAGUUAAUGAAGGUUUGUUCCUUUUUUCCAGCUCUGAUGAUGACAUAGAUGAAUCUCUGGUAAGUUGGUUCAAUCAUGCUCUCUGCAAUCAUUUCGCAAUACAGUCGAACCUCCACAAACGGCUACCUCUCCACAACGGCCACCUCUCUACAGCCGCCAUUUUUUUGGCGGACAGUCUAGACAUUCACUCUUGUUUUCACCUCUCUACAAUGGCCACUUUCUUCUGUGCCCAAUUUGGCCGUCGCAGAGAGGUUCAAAUGUAUUCUUUUCGAUUUGUUUUGUUUUUAUGUGCGUCACACACUUUGCUAAUGCUUGAUCCACUUUGACAGGCGACUGAACUACAAGGACAAAACAAUUCAAGGUUUGUCAUUAUUUCAGUGUUUUCUGAUAAAGAAUGUAAAGGAAAUCAUCACGUGAUUGUAUUCUAGAAAACUGUUUCUUUCAAAUUUUGUUUUACGAAAGAGAAAGAUUAAACAAUCGUCAUGUGUCGACCUUGGGACAAAGAAAAAUUCCCCGAAAGAAUUCGAACCUGAACAAAGUAACGCUGGGUGAGGACUAUAGCUACUGAGUUAUCCUGGAUACGAUUCUGGAAAACUUCCAACCUACCCCUCCCCUAAGCCAACAUUAACACUUACUCACUUAGGGCAAAAUGUUGGGUUAAGGGGGCAGGUGGGCAACAAAAACAAACAACUCCCAAGGGACUGGUUUUGAACACCAAAAUGGCUUCCGUUUUAUUGUUUUGGAACACCAAUAUGGCCGCCGUGACGUCAUGUGAAAGCACUCUAUUGGUGGCAAACUAAAAAAACUCACAAAAAUUCGAUAUUUCAUGAUAAAACUACUUUGGUAGAACUUUUGAGUGGUGCUAUUCAUUUCUUAGGAUUUUACAAAAAGGUAUGAGGAAUAUUUGUGAUUCUUUUAUAUUGGCAUUCUAAGUAGUAAAAAGGCUAAGCUCGGCAGUAAAUAAAGAAUAUGAUUUACUCGAUACAUAGGGGAAAAUUCUAAGAGAAUUUCAAGAGAAAUUUUCUUGAGAGUGGCCCGUGGCCUAAAAUGGGGAAACAAACAGUUUACGCUAAAAAGUCUGGGGCUAGAUGCCUGAAACCCGCUAGAUGCUGAAACCAAACGUCAGACGUAGCUGCUGACGUAAGCCGUUAAAAUAAAGAGUUUUGGAUGGUGCUGAACGCCCGGAGUUAACCGCUUUUUGUCUUAGAUGAAAAGAGUAUUGUUUUGGUGACACUUAUGAGUUUUUUUUCUGUAUUUAGACAUCAGUUGGAGAUAUUAUUGGGUGACCAUCCUCUGCCAUACAACAUGACCGUGUAUCAAGCAAUUAAGCAGUUUGGUCAGGUAUGUAGGGUCAAGAAACCUUGGAUCAAUUUAGGUUUCGGGGAAACUGCCCACCUACCCCUCCCCUAGCUCAACGUUACCAUUUACGUCUCACUUGGGACAAAAUGUUGGGUUAGGGGUGAGGUAGGUGGGCAGUUUCCAAGAAACCUUGAAGCAAAUGCCACAGAAGACGUCGAUAAAGCGUUGACGAGCAGUUCGCCAAGCCUUUGGGCGUGGUGUUGGAAUAUUUAGUACCCUAUAAGGGAUAAGGUUUUAUUGACUUCGUUAAUUUACGAACAAAUUGUGAUUCUGGGUGGAUGCGGUAGUGAUUCACAAAUCGCUAGCGUCAUUAACUGGUUUCAUCCUUUCACUUGCCAAAGUGGCCAAAGCUCCAAUAUUGACACAUUUCAUGUUGUAAAAUACUGAAAAACAAAGAGCGCAGCGUAAAAGUACCGCCAGAGAGGUUUCUGAUCAGUGUUUUGGUUAAGGAGAAAACAGAAGAUGGAAAAAGAAAAAUGGACACCACAUUGAAACAGUGUUUUCUUGGCACUAAAACAAAAUAUUCAGAUUUGUAAAUGACAAGAUCCUAUCUAUAAAAAUGGAUAAAAGCGUCGUUUGAAAAGCGGACACCAUAUGGUCUUCCCAAAGCCAAGAAGGCAGACUGAAUUUAAAUGUGGCAGUAAUAUGGUUCACUGUUUAUGUUGAAGUAUUAGGGAGCUUAAGCAGCGACGUUUUUGAGCGACGCACGUCAACCGGAAGUGAGGUAUUUUCCCUCUUAACAUGCCUUGAUGAUAUAAAAUUUGUAUUCCUUAGCUUCUUUACUACUAUAGAGGCGAUUUGACUGAAAAUUUGCGCGAAACCACCGUCAAAAAAUGAAAAAAGGUCACUUCCGGUUGACGUGCGUCGCUCAAAAACGUUGUUGCUUAAGCUCCCUAUUAAGCAACGACAACGGCGACGGCUACGAAAACGUCACUUAAAAAGUCAAUUCGCACUUCUUCAAACUUUAUCGCGCUUCUUCCAUCUCGUUGAAUUCGUCAAAUGUUGGCAACUUUUCUUAGAAUGGAAUUCUAAAGGACAGUAUCAAAGUCCAGGAAAAGAAAAAGAAAGUUAUCUUGUGUUUACGUCCUCGACAAAACGUGAAAUUAGGCAUUUUCACGUUGUAGUCGUGCAACGACGGCUAACAAAUGCACAAAAAAGCGUGAUUUACGUGCAUAGUUGUUGUUUUGCCUAUUCAAUGUAUUGUUUUUUUGCCGUUCUCGUAGUGCGAUGAAGACAAAGACUUCGACGAUGACCAAGGUAUCCUAGGAAGACCCAGUAUCUGGGUUUCUACACACACAAUAUGGUGAGUGGUAUCGCUUUUCCAGUUUAUUAGGGACGUUUAGAUUGGACUAUGGAUCUGCGAUUGUGCGAGUACGAGUUUGCAAAACAAGGUCAUGUGCCUCAGAUUGUUACAGCAAUCUCACCACUUCAUGUUCUGUUCUUCACGUCUCUAUUAACCCGGUGGAUCUGAGAGACUUGUCUAGCUUCCAAAGUCAUACUCGUAUUCGAUUUUUGUAUUCUUAGUCAAAACAGUCAGAAAUCAACCUUGACAACUUGAGCUCAGUUCUAAGUAGAGGUUAUACAGUGAAUUGUUGUGUGUAGUUGGUAUUUUAUAUUACGCCGACAAAAGAUGCAAGAUGUACUGAACUCGUUGGCAAACGGUAAGAGCAAUUUGUUUUGUGUUACGGGAUUAUGUAUUGCCAGAGUUUCUGGUAUUACUUAGUUUUGUUAUACUCGAUAUAAAGAGCUUGUGUCAUUCUUUGACUCAAAAAAUUGUGGAUCAAAAUAACCUAGAAUAAUGCCUCGCCAGUGAAAAGUGCUUCUCGCGUGCUGUGAAUUGCCAGGUGCGAGGUGAUUAUUCUGUGCUAAACAAAGUGACUUUUCAUUGUGCUUUGUUGUAAAAGGCAGAAAAUUUCCCCUGAUUUAGGUAAAUAGACCAGUUUUUGUAUACAGACAUUACAUUCGUUAAGCAUUGUUGUACAAAAUGUUUGGCUAGUAUAUACUACAACUAUUAUUCACCCCCAGUGUCGGUAAAAGUGGAGGAUAUUUAGCGAGCCAUGUGGCUACGACGCAAUUAUACUCGCUUAUUUCUUUACUACUUGGGUGUUUAAUUGUUAAUUGUUUAAGAACCGGAUGUCAUAUAACAGGUUACGUUACGCGGGAUGAGAAUCCUAUCACUUUUCGUAGAUUAAGGGCUCUGAACUAACUUAAACUGCGCAGCUCUCUUCCCUAAUUCUCGUUAAGUAAUAAGCCCGGUCCAUAACUCAUUUUCAUGGUGAUAUUUGUCAGGUUCCGACCUCUGACUCCAAACCAGAAAGAGCAACAACCUGUCCUCACCAGCAAACCCAAAACUGGAUCGGCAAGUGCUUCACGAUCUUCUAAGAAAUCUUUGAAGGAAGAUGGUGAGCAGUUCAGUACGUUAAACUGUGCAUGAUGUGGUGGCCUAAGGUUGCCAUUUGUUUGCAUGAUCUUUGAUUGUUCUCGAAAAACAGUUUUUGUUCCUUGUCUUUCCAUUUGUCAGAAGUUGUGUUAAGUCAUCUAGUGGUGUCAUUACUUUAUUGGCCUUUUUGCUGUUGCGCGUGAAUUCAGGCCGUUUUGUGUUGAGCUGUAUCAUGGAACUGUUUUGGGGACUUUGUACUGGCUAUUACGACUUUGCGAGGGAAACUGGGUCCAAGGCAAUGCACCCAAAACAAUCUCAUAUCGCAAUUCGACACAUCACCGUUCCCGCCUUUUGCUCAUUCUCUUAAAGGCUCAAUGGCUCUUUUCGGCCCAAGUCGCUCUUUGGUUCAAUGCCUUUAUAGGGUCUGUGCGUGUGAACACGAUACAUUCACAUAUUUAUUAUUUCCUUUGAUAGAUUCAGAAAAUGACGUAUCCAUGAGUCAGCUGCUUUCAGCUUGUGAACCACAAAGCUUCAGUAAGUUCAACAAUAAAUGUCAAAGAGUAGAGAGUAUUUAGAGACUAAUAAUUUAUCUUGUCAGAAUAAAAGAACAAAUGAAAAAGUCUUAGUGUUAAACGCACGCCCUCCGGAUACCGGUCGGAUAUUCUUUCGUACUAAGCUACGUAGAGACAAGUGACGAGUGAAGCCCAGAGCUAGUUUUAUUCAAGCUGAAAAUAAACUUGUUCGGAAGAGAGUUUCAGAGUAGUUUUUCAGUUUAAUCGAAGAGACGUAAGUAGACAGCUGAAAUUCAAGUUAAACUUUUAGAUACCUGGUCGCUUACGUAACACAGAUAAUCGACUAUACGGCAUUUAAUUUAACAUUAUUUUUGUUGUUGCUUGGUAGCUAUAUCUGAUCCAAGUAUUGAGGUAAUCAGCCUUAUGAAAGCCCUGCACGUGAUCAAUUCUCACUGGACAACCCUUUACGAGGUGAGUAUAGCUGAAUUCUUAGAGGAGAGCUUUAGGUUUGACGACGAAGACGACUACUAGUACGUGAUUUGACUUAAAAGUUUUUCUCGCGUAUUGUCGAGAAAGUAUUCGACCCGGAAAGUUUCAUUUUACUAUUUUUCCAAUAGGCCUGCACCGUUCGAAACUUCUUAUUUCACUGGUCCCCUUUAAUCUGCUCUUCCAUUGUUUUCAGGGAUAGGGGCAUUGUUAUGUGACAAUCCCUACUGUUUUCCCAGCUAAUCAAAAACAAUCUUUCAAAUUGGUGCGGGAUCGCCCUAUUUUUCACCUGAAAAAUUAGUGCGGGUAGUUUUUUUUUCCAAUAGCAAAAUGAUAAAACUUCUAACAUUUAAUAACUUGUUCCCGCCACUACGGCAUUCUCGCUAAAACCCUUCGUAGAAUGACGACGGCUAUCACGUUUUCCCGCCAAAAUGACGCCGGCUCAUGCGCGUGAAAUACUUAGUUACGAGAAAAUCUCGUAGUCGUCCUCGUCCUCGAAUCUAAAGCACUCUUUUGUUUAGCAAUCAAGAGCUUCUUUAGUUGCUGAUCAUUUGCUUUGUUCUCAUGAUCUUGAUGCUUUAUUCGGCGGUAAUACUGUAAGGAGAAGUAAGAUGCUUAUCAAUCUUAGACCCAGGAAAAUAAUCUGUGCUGCAGCAGAUCAGUGAUAGUUGUGUUUUCCAUGCGAUUGUCAGUACCAAUGAGAAAUCAUACAAUUAACUUCUUUUUUUCUUUUUCUUGUUAGGGGCAAAGCCGCCGGUCAUUCUUGUCUUCAAACGAGUUCAUAAACAACAAACUUGCCGCAAAGGUUACCAGGCAAUUACAAGGUAACAUUUUCCCUUCUCUUCGUAUAGAAAGUCAUUUCGAUGGUACUGCUUGAGAAUUAUAAAUGUUGAAACCUGCCUUGUAAAGCGUAAUAGGAAGCAUCAGUGAAAAAUCUACUCAGUUGCUUCUAUCUGAGUGAUCACUUCUUUACUCGAGAACUCAGUCUAAAAAGUGAAAAGUAAAGCGAAAGCAAUUCUAGUCAACUAUAUCAACGGUAGACGCCUUUAUAAGUCAUCGGCUUUAUUCUCUGCGACUGAACUUCCUAAGGUAUACAUCUACAGCUAGACCAUCGGGGCCGGGUUGUUCAACGCCAGUGGCGGAUCCAGGGGAGGACCCCUCCCUUAUUUUUAGACCAAACCGAACAUUUUUUCUUUGAGACUGCCCUCCCUUAUCUAAGGGUCUGGAUGACCCCCCUUCCCCCCUCCAAGGUUAGCGCGAAAUUUGAAAUCAGAUAUGAAUGCUUAAAACCCAAGUUUAAUUCUUUUUUGCCUACAAUUUGAUGAUUGUUCGGCAUGUAGCCUCAUUUUACAACUGUAUCUGUUUCAGAUCCCAUCACCGUGAUAACUGGGAAUUUCCCUGCUUGGGUUGAAGAGCUUCCUCGCAAAUGGUAUGGUUUUCAGUAGAGCUCUUUGAUUUGUAUCUCUUGUUGUUUAGAUAUGGCGUACCCUGCUUGUAUUGCAUUUUUCCUUUGUAACACGUCCUGCCAGUAACUGUGCUUACACUGUGGUUGGCUCCCCGCAAAAUGUUCAGCAAUUGGUACAGGAUUUAAUGGAGCCGAAAACAAUUGUGAAAUAGAGAGGAGAAGUGGUUACCUCACGUUGCCAUGGUAGCAAAUUUCUGGAUGACAACAAACCGAAAACAUCAGUUAAAAAGUGAAUUCGCGCUGUUUCAAACUUCGACGGUCUUAUUCAAUUUCAUUUAAUUUGUCAAAUGUUAGCGAAAUUUUCUGGGGUUAAAUCUGAAAAGACCGUAUCUAAGUUUCGAAAAAGAAAAAGACAAUUUUUGCGUUGUGCUCGCCUACUUCGUAAAGCGGGUGCGUGAAAUCGGGAAGUUUCACGUCGCAGUCGUGCAACGACGGCUAAGAGACGUACAAAACAGCGUGACGCACGUGCACAGUUGUUGUUUUGCUGAUAUAAACCUAUGGCUUUUUUCCAUUUCUCUUUGCCGUCGCUGGCGUCGUUGCUUAAGCUCCCUAUCCAGAAAUUUUGCUACCAUGGUAACGUGACGUCACACUUAUAUUGCACGCAUUUUAGACAUCCCAUUAAUGAACGGUCACGGAAAUCAGAUAUUUGCAGGAGCAAGAGUCGUCUUUCAAUACAGCACAGUAAUAUACAACACAGCACACCACAUCACGGUGUAAGUUAAUGCAAUGCGGUGCAAUACAGCAGAGGAGGUAGAAAGUGAUAGUGAUAAAACUGGUGACCCUGUGGUCUUCUUACUGUAUUUCAGUCCAUUCCUAUUCCCGUUUGAAUGCCGGCAACAGCUGUUCUACUGUACUGCAAUGGACAGAGAUAGAGCACUUAGCAAGUUACAGGUAUGGUCAUUACUCUGAAGCAGUACAUUCUGAAGAUUACUUCUUCUUCUGACUAAUAUCUGAUGAGGAACCCGUUUCGCUACCCUGCGAGUAAGGUCACCAAUUAUGGCAGGCGAAGUGAGCCGCGAGGGGCGCACACACAAAGAUUCUCACCCUUACGUAUUCUAGGAGUGAAAGCGUUAAACUUGGUUUGGGGAAAAACACGAACUUCUGCGAUGUCAUUCCCCAUUUUAUUGUAGAUGGAGUACCGAUCUGACGGGCAGUUCGUUUUCACUGAUUUAACUGCUAAUAGGCAUCCCGUGUUGCUUGUUCACAGGCCUUUUAUUUUAUCUUAAGAAAUCAUCGAGCGCGCUCAUACAAAUAAAAACCGCGGGGAAUUUAUUGACCGCAAGCGCAAGGGGGUGUGACUGGGGAAUUUCUAUUUUUUUUCCCUCACUCUUCGCGCUCGUGCACUUACCAAAUUGUCGAAAAAAAAAAAGAAAGAAAGAAAGGAGAUUCAUAACGUCUGUGAACAUGCUUGGCAUCACGCCAUAUAAUGCCCAUCAUAAGGUUGUAACUUUGCCUUUCUUCCUAGGAAACACUACCCGAGCUUAUGAAUGCAGAAGCCUCCGAUCGCGUGGCACCGAGAUUUGAUAGGAAGAAGGUUUGUUUAUAUGAGAGGUUAUUUGACUUUAUGUUUUCACUGAUAGACUAUCUCCUCACUCUACUUCAGUGAGUGCACACAGUCAAACGAGGUCGAGGUUUGUUUAAAAAAAAUUUCGUGUAAAUCGCUGUGUUUUGUCUACUCAAGCCUCGGUUUAGUGCCUUUGUUGGCGGGAAUGCGGGAAAACGGCGGAAAUGGAGCCUACUCGUAAAUUCCGCGUUAUGUUUCUUCCUAAUUUCUCGUAAUGUUUUAGUGCGGUGGUUUCUGUAAAUUGUUCUUGACUUUGCGAAUUUCGUAUUUUGUAGCACACUGUUUCUCGUGUUGGGCUGCUUGACCAGGCGGAAAAACUGAUAAGUGAUUUGGGCAGUUCCCAGUCUGUACUGGAAAUACAAUAUGAAGGCGAGGUGAGCUUGUAGACCAGUCCUCAGCAAAUGCAUGCGUAGAAAAAACGCUCUUUAAAAAGAGCGUUUGUCAAGGUAGUGUCGAAAACUUUGUUGUAGUUACUCUGAUUUUGUUUUCUGUACAUUGUGAUUUGUAAAAACAAAAACUCCUCGUAUCUUAUUGACCAGUCAGUAAUGGGCACAAUUGUUUUCCCGCCCCUGGCUGCGGGCGCCGGUUACAUGUGUAUACUUUGUCACCGUUUGUUUUGAUUGGCUCCAGUUGGUUUGAAUUUACUUGUGUCAGGAAUCAGGUGCUGUGGAAUCCUGUCAUACGGCCACGUUGUUAUUACAGGCACUUUGAUUUUCGCGGCAAAAUGCCCAUUGCAUUUUCUUAGAAGAAAACCUCAUUAAUGCGGCCGCCUCGUUCAUGUAACCAAAUGCGCAUUAUAAAGGAAAAGAAAACAAAAAUGAUAUUCCUUGUUAACUGAAAGUGUUUGUAAAAUUGGUAUUGUUCACUUUUAAAACAACUUUCGAGGUUCUACUGUAGCUGACUUACGAGGAUGCUAAAGAAAAGAACAACAAUCUGAGCAUACAAAACGGUCCCGAUGUUCUUAGAGGGAUUUGACUGAGCGACUAGUUGUAACGCGUGCUUAUGUAUGUGUGUGUGUGUGUGGGGGGGGGGAGAGAAUCGAUGGAUUAUAACGCUGUUGAGAGAUUCUCGUGGCUAAAUUUCAAAUCGAAUGCGCCUUGAUAGUGAGAUUCGGUCCGAUUAAUAUUUUCAGGUUGGGACUGGGUUAGGUCCCACGCUGGAGUUUUACGCGUUGAUUUCUCAAGAAUUUCAACGAGCAGACUUGGAGAUGUGGAGAGGAGAACGUACUCUGCCUCCAGGAAGAACAGGUAAGGUUUUUGGUUUUGUAGAUUGUCCUCGAUUUUUGCUUGCAGACACGUCUAUAAUGGAGAGACCUGUCUACACGGACAGUUCUCUUUGGAUCAAAAUCACUAUGCUUCGUUCAUCCCUACCUCCAUAACAUGGACGCCUCUAUAUUGCCGACACUUGGCUCUGUCCCUUUGGUGUUGACUGUUUGAUACCCCCUCUAAACAUUGUUGUGAGAAGUUGUGACAUGCCGAAAACAGUUUAAAUUUGUCAGAACAACGUAAUAAUUGAUACGCAGAUGUUAGGGCCAUAGUGCGACAAUAUUGGGGCAAUGUUCUGACAGUGUUGGGUUACUGUUGAGACUAUGUUGGGGAAAUGUUUUGGCUGUUUCACCGGUAGUUUACUUCAAUCAAGAUUUGCUUGCCUAACGUUUAUUCUUCGUUCAACAGGUUUUGGAGACGAUGUUUCAUAUGUGUACUCACCAAAUGGCCUCUAUCCAGGUGACCUAAAAUUUUUAACUUUCUUGAGAACGGAUACACUUAUAUUAACAGUAAAAACGUUCCGUAUUCUCCUGAACCGAGUCACUAGAGAAACAACAGAGCAGGUCCGAUCAUGUAGUUGUGAGAAUAUUUAUUUUGUGGUUAAAAUUUUAUUGGCCUUGCCCAACACAAUGUGUAUUCAUUUAUCUCACGUUAUUUAGCUCCAAUUUCACGCAACGCCAAAACAGCAACCGUGACAAAGCUGUGCUCAAAGUUCCAGUUCCUGGGCAAGUUUCUUGCGCGCGCCAUAAUGGACUUCAGAAUACUGGACAUUCCCUUCUGUCCAAUACUAUACAAGUGGCUCCUCAAUCAGGAGGGAACGCUUGAUUUGGGUGAUCUUGCAACCAUGGAUCCGGUGCUGGCGAGGUCGCUGUCUCAGCUACAGCAGGUUGUGCAGCGAAAGAGACAGUUAGAACAAGACGCUUCUCACACUCCGGAGAGUCGGCAACUGGCUGUGGACAGUCUGACGCUUGAUGGAGCCCCCAUUGAGGAUCUCGGCCUGUCGUUUGCUUUACCCGGUUAUCCGGAAGUGGAGCUUAAGGUAUAUUUUAAUCGAUUGUUAUUAGUGAUUGUGGACAGCGAGUUUUCAUACUCGAUAUUAAUUCAAAAAUCGAAAACUGAAGAAUCAUUCACUAUGGUGUUUUUGGAAAUGAGAUUCAAAAACCUCCCAGAUUUCCAUCCUUAAUGCUUAGUGGUUAUAUCAUACACACAACAAAAUGUUUCAUCACAAUAUCAAGAACCUUGAAUAUCAUCAAAAACGCUUCGCAACGCCUCAUAUAAUUAUUCAACCGAUUAUUUAAGAUUCUGUUUCGUGUAAGAUUACUUCAAAAGCUAAAACCCCUUUAUGCAAGCGAACAAAAAGUUGAUGUUGUUGUUAUUGAUGAUGAUGACGAUGAUGAUGAUGAUGAUGGCGAUGACGUUGAUGUUGAUGAUAAUGAUGACAUUCGAAUUUAUUACCAAUCUGACAACAAAACAACAACGUUGCACGUGCAUCACGUCCUUUGUAGAUUUCUUUGCCGUCACUGCACGGCGAAAAAAUGCCGAAGUUCAAGUUUUAUGAAGGACGCAAAUAAGCGGCCACGAAUUUUUCUUCCUCUUUCUAAACGUGAUUGCGGUCCCCAUGAGAUCACCUCCAAGGAAAUUCGCCUACAUUGGACAUUUUCAGCGAAUUGGAAUAAACGUAACAAGGUUUGAAAAAACGCGAAUUCAUUUUAAAAGUGACGUAUUCACUGUCGUCACCGUUGUCGAUGCUACUGCUCCCUAUUUACAGCGAUACAGCGGGGGAUGCACGGCAACUUUCACCCGACUAAUUUAUACUCCUAUUGAUUUUUAUUACUAGUGAUUAAUUGAGUGAUUGAUUGAUUGAUUGAUUGAUUGAUUGAUUGAUUGAUUGAUUGAUUGAUUGAUGUUUUAGAGAGGUGGAAAAGACAUCGCAGUCACUAUCCACGAUUUAGAAGAAUACAUCAAGGUAAAUUAAAUUAAAUUGAUCUCAACUAAAUAACAAACUCCCUCUGCAGCAAGGCUUUCUUAGGAACACAUCGUCAUAUCGUUGUAUCUGUAGAAAAUCAUUUACCCAUAAUGAGAGAAUUUCAAAAUUUUUGCUCGCUCAGCAGGACAUACAAUGGUCCAGUCCUAUGCGUUAAAUGUCUACAUUUCAACAUUUGUUUUAACUGCAAGGCCGAAAUACUGUGUAUUAUUCCAAGAUGUGUUUUCACGCAAAUUAUCAAAUUAUUCAGCAUGAGUACUAUUUCAGGACACCUCUCUGCCGGAGACGGACUCCUCAAUUUUUACGUGGUCAUCCAAGCCAUUAGGAAAGUCUAGCCGUUUGCGGGACACUGAAGGCAAUAGAGAGAUUUAGAAUCACGUUAACGGCAAACGGCCUUUUGUACCACGUGAUCACGUUUACUGGUCAUCAUAUCUACUCAGACAUCAGCAGACUCAUGCUAAUUUCAUCCAUAACAAUUGUUUUGGACAGUUUUGAUCGGCUCAUUUCUUAAUUUGAUAUAUGAAUCUGAAAUUUGCCGUUUGCCGUUAACGUGAUUGCAAAUUUCUCUUACUACAUACUUUAUCAUCUAUUUAAAGAUUGUUACUGUUGGUGUGGCACUAGUCUGCGUAGCUGGCGGGAUUAGCGCGGGAGUGCUGUAUUGUUUUAGCUCGCGAAAAUCCCUCGCGGCUUCGCCGCUCGCUUCGCGUGGCGGGAGCCGCCAAGAAAAUACCUCGGGCACAAGAAUCCCGCCAGCUACGCAGGCUAGUGUGGCCUGGGUAUUUUAACCCGUGAAUUCCCGCGCUGCAGACCAGGACUUUACCCUCAGAGCUAAUUUAUUUUUUGCCUAAUUGUUCGUAUUUUUCAGUUGGUUGUUCAGUGGACUCUUCUAACAGGUGUCAAACGCCAGCUUGAUUCUCUCCGAGAAGGGUUUAACUCAGUUUUGCCUCUGUCAAAUCUGACGAUUUUCACUUACAGUGAGGUGAGUCAAAUGGUUUCAUCAUUUACUUCAACAUUCGUUUAAAAAUUUGUUGAAACAAACGUCGAGGAGGCUGUUUGAAAAGGUUGCUUGACAUCGGUGAACUUGUCAACAUUGAUGAACAUGUCAAAAGUGCGUUAAAACAAAUUUUUGAAUUGUUUUAAACUUUCACUCAACUUUGCUCUAACAUUUCUUUUUGUUUUCGAAAUUCGCGGAUCGUGUUAUUCCCUAGACUACCAGCGGUCUCUCUUUUUCCUUAGUCCGACUUGCGAAACGCGCGAGACACGCAAAUGACCACGCGCUCAUCUCAGAAACUCUAGGGAGAAUGGGUACAAGCUUCUCGGAUCGUUUAGAUGGACAAGCGUUACUUAUGAUUAUCAUAAGUAACGCUUGUCCACCCAAAAAACGUUGCGCCGAAAGCUUGUACCCAUUCAUUCCUCUCAUAGUUUUUGGAAUGGGAAUUGUUGUUUACAUUUGUAAAACAGGCGUAUGUGCACAUCAAACUACAGAAUCAACGUUUUCAAAAUGGCGGUCAGAGAGUCUGGUUCUAGCGUGCGGACGCAGAUGUAUUUCCGGUUUUCGCUGUGUCUCAAAGGCGACGUUGUUUCUUUAAACGUUGUUUUUUCUUACACUUUCCGCGCAACGUCCGUUCAACCUUUUUGUUUUUGUUUUUGUCUUUUUUUAAUUGCUUAGACGUUUUCUCUGAUAUUUAUGAUCGUUUUUCUUUCCAGAUGGAGCUAACUCUCUGUGGAAAUGUAGCCGAAAAGUGGGAUAUUAAAUGUAAGCAACAUCUCGUUACUUCAAUUGUAUUUGUAAAUUUGCCCGUCCACACAAUGUUCCCUCAUUGUUUUAACAAGUUAUUUUUAUAUAUAACUCAGUUAGUGGCCAGUCCCAACCAAGAAAGUGGCUGAAUUUGGCCACAUUGCUCGUCCCUGGCGUUAGGCGUUGACAUGUUAGCAUUAAAAUAAAUCAGUGCCGUUGUGAUUAAUACAGUGGUGUUGCAUUUUUAGGUCUCGUUGAGAGCUGCCGACCCGAUCACGGUUACACACACGACAGGUGAGUGAAACCUUGCCCUAGCUUUCUAUGGUAUUCCACAAAAAAAAGGCAACCAUAAUCAAAAUAAUCACACUUCGGUGCUUCAUCAGUAAGUCAAGUCGUGGCUCGGCAGGAUUGGGGAAAGCGAAAUGGCCGAGAUAGGAACUGGAGAAAAUUGCCCUUCAACUAGCCAAUUCUCCACGCCAGAAACUGUAAAGGUGAUGUGACACGGAACGAUUCGCAACGACGAUUUUUAACGCAACACAGCAUCGCAAUAUUGGAACAAUGUUAUAACUAUUCGAAACAAUGUUACUAACAACAAUGUUGCAAUGCUGUGUUGCACUAAAAAUCGUCGUUGCGAAUCGUCUCGUGUAACAUCACCUUAAUUAAGGGGAAUGGGUCAAGCUUUAGGUGCAAGGGUUUCUGGGAUCGUUUGGGUUGACAAUCUCUAUUUAUUUUUUUAUUUAUUUACCAGCUUUUCUGGACACAGGCCUGUCCAGAGGGAAUGUGCACGAACGGGACUCUGGUCCCAUGCGAGGUGCCAUUCCUACUCAAUCCCACAACCCGUAAAGGUUGGCCACACCACCGGGAUCUACGACCCCUACUCUUUUCGAAUAGUGAUGUGGGUUCUUUUACGUUCCACAAGAACAAAUCAGUGAAAGUCCUGUGAGACGGGACCUACGGUUUUUUCAUCCUUAUCCGAGAAGACUAGAAAGUCAAACCAUUUGCAGAUGUCAUUACAAAGGCAGCACUUUCUUAAAUCUUUUAGUUGUAAUAGGUUAAAUGGCUCCAUCGACCAAUCAUAACUAACGCUUGUCCACCUAAACGAUCCCAGAAAUCGUUGCGGCAAAGGCUUGGACCCAUUCCACUUAUAGUUUCUGGAGUGGGGAACUGUCUUCGUUCGCUUCGCCUGAUUUCCUUCCUCGCGCGACCGCCCUCAUUCCCGCCUAAAAGAGGCCGCUCUUCCCUGGCAAGAGAGGCCUAAUCAUCCUGUAGGACUGCUCUACUGUUAAGAACGUGUAUUUACAGGAAAGCUGUUUUUGGAGGUGUUGAUAUUUUAACCAGCUUUAACGCUUUUCUUUCUGUAAUUUUAGUCGAGCCGUCAAGAGUCUGUUUGAAAUUUUAAGCUGCUACGCGCAGGAGGAGCAGCGGCUCUUUUUGCAGUUUGUCACAGGAAGCCCAAGAUUACCUGUCGGAGGUAAGAUCGCAGAUAUUCCUUUAUUUUUCUCGACAUUUUGCGCGUAAAUACUUUCAAUACGAAAAAGGAAUUCUUGCAGACAGGCUUGCUUGCAGAUAAUCUUCUGGACGCGUUUCGCGCGCGUUUUGGCAGCUUUUCUUCCCUCUCACUAAACAAAACGCCAGCUACGCAGGCUGGUGAUUACUUGUCGAAAAGUAAUACUGCCCUUAUGCGGUUAAUAGUUGUGACCUUUACUAAGCGGUCAAGGGAGCCUCCGGUAAUUGCACAAUGUUUUCGUUUCUUCGAACAAUAACGAGUAAUUCUGAACGAAUCGCUCAUAUGAACUUGCGCCAUAGUUUCUAACAGGGUCGGACCCAAGUAGGCAAAUCUGCCCAACACAGUACUCGUUCGUUGACUUUGUGUAUGUUUACGAGCUGUUUGGAGAAAUUGGUCUUGGUUCGUUUACCGUUCUGUCGAAACAGCGCACUCUUAUUCAACUAGGUAACCAUUUAUUUGAUGGAAAUACGGUAAAACAAGCAAUUGGGAAGUCUAGAGGGUGACCACGUCUGCAUAAUUGGCAAUAAUUGACAGGUUAAGAGAUGUCAGCCGUCUGUUCCCCCACCCUCUCCCAAAACUGGCUGCAAUGCGAGAGAGACCGGCCACCCCUUGGGGAGAGGGGGUGGGGCGAAGAGAUGGCUAACAUUUCAGACUAGGCGAGAGAGAGUGGGCCUGUGUUGCAUUGAACUGCAUUGCUGGACCAUUUGUAUAGACGAAUUUUGACCCAGUAUCAGCUUUGCAAAAGAUGUUAAUACGAAGAUGGAAGUAUCGUUCAGUGUUCUUCUGAAUUAAAUGAAAAAUUUUGAGAUAUUGUAUUUUGUUUCGUUAGGCCUGCGCAGUCUAAACCCACCGCUGACCAUAGUCCGCAAGUCGUUUGAACCACCACUUUGUGCUGAUAACUACUUACCCUCUGUCAUGACUUGCGUGAACUAUCUGAAGCUGCCGGACUACUCCAGCAAGGAGAUCAUGGCCAAAAAGCUUAAACUGGCUGCCCUGGAGGGACAGCGCUCAUUCCACUUGUCUUGAAGAGACUCGACUUUCAGUUUUCUUGAUGCCAUGUUUUGUUCAUAUUUCACCUUGUCGCUGGUUUUUGUUAUUGUCACGCGGUCAAGUUGUCAGUCAUCGCGUGAUGUCGACUCUUCACGCAAUCACUGCAUAAGAAGUCGUUUUUGAUAAAUGAUUGAGCAGUGAUGUUAAUGUUGGCCGUAAUGCAGGGUUAGCGUGACGUCACGCUUUCUUCGUCUAGCGAGGUUGUGUGACUAGUCCUUAAAAUCUUUUUGAUAGAAGGCCAUCGUAUUUGGCUACUUUUGAGUGUUUCUGUGUUUAACGUUUCUGUCCUGUAGUUAGUAUUAACCCUUCAAGCCUCAACAAGCUGCCACUGACUGAUUUCCGUUUGUAUCAUCACUACGUGUAAUAUUUCUGAUGACAUUUAAGCUGUGGAGGAAUUUUCGACCUACUGAAAAAUUUGAUCGGAGACUCUGGGCGCGAUCCAUUCAACCAAAAUUCCAACCGGUCCGACCGCGAAAAUCGGUCCACCUCAAAAAGUGGACCCGUUUUUUCGAAACUUUUCCGGUUGGACCGAACCGAUCCAUUGAGUUCUGGACCGAAAUUUCCGGACAUUUUGGUUGAAUGGAUCGCGCCCUCUGUUCACACAUGACCGUUCAAUAUUUUCGCUCUGUUCACACGGAACAUUUGAAAGGCUAGGCCUCGAAAUUUGUGUACGGUUAAGGUGAUUCCGUGUGAACGGAACAGCUAUACGCACGAAUUUUCGACCGGCCGGUACCUUGUGAAAAACGAAACGUCGUCUCCCUUAGCAGCAAAAAAGAGAGUGUCUGGCAGUUAGGUUUGAACAGCAUCUUUUUCGAGAAAAGAUGACUUCUUGUUGAGGUGUGGCAACUUAUUUACUCCGAAUGAAUAUUGUGAAGUGCAGUGGUGACCAAUUUUGCCCGUUUUAAUUGAGAAAAAAAUGCGUUUUACAUUGCCAGAGAGUAGAAUUGGUACCCACCGUGCGCUCUUGUAAUACCUCAUUUACUACUUCAAUAAUCAUGUAUACGCUAUUUUUGGUCAGUAGAAACAAUUCAGGGAUUUUUUUAAAUUCGACAAAUGUUGAUAAAAUACGUUUUAACAGCGUCUUUUCUUCCCAGUCACGUGUGGAUUGUCACACAACGCUCCUCUCAGUGAGUAGAAGAGUUGUGUGACAAACCAGCUACUUGGAGAUAAACGUAUAGCGCAAAAAAAUAGUUGUCUGUAAUUCUGCUGUUUCCCUGCUUUUUUUGUCCAUUUUUUUGUGGUUUGUUUAUUUGCUCCUUUUAUUUAUAAUCGCUCCCGAUAAGUACCAUUUGUAGAGGUGAUAAUAUUGUAAUAAGGUCGCAUCUGUAAUGUAAUUAAUAUUAGUGUGUUUAGAGAUAAGUUUUUAUUUUUAUUUUGCUAUUAAGUGGUUCAAAUAUGGCAGUCACGCAAUCAUAAAGUGGGUUGUAAAACUGUGAUUAUAAUUGUGAAGAAAAAAAGAACAAAUAAUUAUUGCCUAUCAGUUUUAUUCACCCUCUUUCUCUUUCGUGAUGUAGAAAAAGUGCACAUUGUAAAUAAAACCUCCAACGCUUUGUAUUUCCCGCUUUUCAACCACAGUUUUCCUGUGCGCCAUAUUUGAAUUGAUAAAAACAUAUGUUCUAAAUCAGUUAGAUUGUAGCAGACAGAAGUUAAGAGAUCGCAAUAUCCUGUGGUUUAUAAGCUUUAUCUUCACUCCAAUCGCAGGAGCUUGCAGAUAAACUGUGAUUUGUUUGCAUAAUAAAAGUGAUUUUAUGUGGUG
Molecule: messenger RNA, 48097 nt
Organism: Porites lobata
Lineage: Eukaryota; Metazoa; Cnidaria; Anthozoa; Scleractinia; Poritidae
Source: the annotation of a GenBank genome assembly